Messenger RNA from Daphnia pulex (common water flea), 48177 nucleotides. It is a transcript of the gene Msp300, whose product is annotated as nesprin-1-like. The record is from RefSeq and is a predicted model, not a curated record. Lineage: Eukaryota; Metazoa; Arthropoda; Branchiopoda; Diplostraca; Daphniidae. The transcript has 68 exons. Gene Ontology annotation, cellular component: nuclear outer membrane; meiotic nuclear membrane microtubule tethering complex; cytoplasm. Gene Ontology annotation, biological process: nuclear migration. Bases 818 to 46873 code for a protein of 15351 amino acids. Gene Ontology annotation, molecular function: actin filament binding.
CGCGUCGCUUUAUUUCCAAGGUUGUUUUCUCUCUCUCUCUCCAGUACAGAACGUCUUAUCACGGCGUCCGUUUCUGCAGUUCAGACCUGUUUGAAUUAGAUAACAAAAAAACAGCCAAGCCAAAGUCAUAUACCGUCGUGUCGAUAAAAAUGUGAAACAACAACAACCGGAUCACUUGUGUGUCAUUUAUGACGAGCACGUCGUGCAGAAAACGGAACAAUUGGAUAAACAAAAGGAUGGAAGAAGAAAAAACAAAAGUUUCGAAAUUUCUACUGCCAGUGAGGUGCCGCCGCCGUAGCUUAGGGCUAUUCCCCUCCUCGUGAACCUUCGUGUUUUCUUAUUUUUCCCGUUGUGUCUGGUAGUGCUGGCCGUGAUAGAGACUCAUCUCUCUCUCGCAGCGUUGCCAGACUGUGCGUGCAACAAACGCACGUGUCCCACUAUUUUGUCGGGGUGGCUGAUACCACCACCGCCAUCCACCUGUGAUCCGAUAGGCUCCUCCUCUUUUGACUCUCUCUCUCUCCCCACCCACACAGGUAGACAACAAACGCUCGUACACGUACCUCUCUCUCUCUCUGCUGUUGACUCUCCAUACUUUACCUGUGCAGUUCGGGAGCGUGAAACUAGUCAACGGCCGUGUGUCUGGCCGACUUGUUGGUUUCCCCUCCGCCGAAGAAUUUUCUCUCACCUGUGAUUUCUUAGACAUUCCGUUACUUUUAUUUUUAAAUAUUUCCGUCCCAUUUCCCAAAUUGAUUUCAUUUCGUGAUUUCCAUCGAGUGCUUUCAAUCAUUCCUAAUCCGGGCGCCAAUUCAUUGCUUCAAUGAUGGAAAGCAACAGCCCCGGUGGUCAAUCCGGCGGAGUAGUAGGAGGAGAUGAGGAGAUGAAGAAGAAACAAGAGGCUCGUCGGGCCCGGUCCCGAUCCAGGACCAGAACGGGUCUGUCGUCGAGGGUCAAUUUUUUCGAAUCGGGCGCCCAGGAUCGCAACCGGAAGCGAUCGCCCAGCAAGUCGUUUGAUCGCACCGACAGCAGCUUGGAUAUCUCCAUGGAGGAUUCCGGAUCGGGCAAGAUGGAGGAUUCCGUCUUUGAUCAAUCGGAAAUCGACCAGCUAGAACGGGAAAUCAUUUUACGCCGGCAGCGGCUGUCGCGACGGGAAGACGAAGAGGAACGCCAACGACGUCCGGCCGUUUCGCUUCGCCGGGUCGUGUCGCCGGUCCGGGUCGAAUCGGUGGCCAUGGCCUCCUCCUCUUCCUUCCAUUCCGCCACACAUCAGGUGGUCAAUCAGCAAUUCGCGACUGAAGUUUACAUCAGCAGCUGGACGGAGCGGACCGCCGCCUCUAGUGGGGGACGUUCUUCCGAUCCGGCCAUCCAGACGCCACCCACUCCACCGCCCCGCGACGUUUCGCAACCCCCCUGGCGUUUAGCCCGUCGUUCUGAACCCGCAACGACGGCGACGAGUCCGGAAUCAUCGACUCCUCCGUUCGCUUCUCCGACGACGCCGACGUCGGCGUUCACAAAAUACCAAGAAUGGCGAACCAGACGCUUGACGAGCGCCGAAUCGGCCGAUCAAGUCGCUCCAUGGCGGAAGCAACAGCAGCAGCAGUCGCGUAGGGAACCAGGCCAGCUGGACACUAGUCCGUUUGGCGAAGUCAUCACGUUGCGUCGAGCCUCGGCUACCACCACCACCACCGCCACUAAUAAUAACGAGAGCGGCGAACAACAGAAUUCGCCGUCGAGUUCGCGGAAGAGUUCGCAACUUCCGCCUUGGUAUUCCGAGUACCGCACAGCCUCCCUGUCGCAAACGGCCUCGCGGAUGGAGGGUUUCCGUGUCGGUGGAAUCAAAACCCAUUACGAUUUUCACAUAACUCAAAUCAAAGAUGAGCAAGAACGGGUGCAAAAGAAGACCUUCGUCAACUGGAUCAACUCGUACCUCUCGAAGCGAGUUCCACCGCUUCGAGUGGACGACUUGAUCGAAGAUUUGAAGGACGGCGUCAGACUCAUUGCACUGCUGGAAGUCCUGGCCAACACCAAACUGCCAGUGGAGAAGGGCAAAAACAUGAAGAAGGCUCACUUUCUUAGCAACGCCGAUACGGCCAUGAAUUUUCUACGCUCCAAACAGAUUAAGUUGGUGAAUAUCAACCCGUCAGAUAUCAUCGAGGGAAAGCCCUCGGUCGUCCUUGGUUUAAUAUGGACAAUCAUUCUUUACUUCCAAAUUGAAGAAAACACAAAAAUAUUGGAGCUGGGCGUCCGUCCCAGCAGUUGUAGCAGUCUAGAGAGCAGCGCCGCGAGGGCCAGCCCAGCCCAGCUGCAACCACAAUAUCAAACAGAGAAGAGGUCAUCCCCUGUUCAGGCGGAAGCCCGACAGCCCGCACGUGAUAGGACAGGAGCCCGAAAAGCACUCCUCCAAUGGGCCCAAAACGCCACCAAACAAACCACCGGUGUGGUGGUGAACGAUUUUGGAACAAGUUGGCGAGACGGGACGGCCUUUAUCGCCAUCGUCAAUUGCAUUCAGCCGGGCGCCAUCGAUGCGGAAGCGUACCGCAAUGCACCCAAUCGAGUGCGACUGGAAGCGGCCUUCCAGGCGGCCGAACAGAAUUUGGGCGUCGCCCGUCUCCUGGACUCUGAAGACGUGGACGUCAACAAACCCGACGACAAAUCCAUCAUGACCUACGUGGCCCAGUUCCUUCACAAAUAUCCCGAGCCGAGCAAAGGUAAAAAGCCGGGCGAAUCCGGCGGCGGUGCUCCUUCGCUGGAACAGCAACAGUACCGCGAUUUCGUGGCUUGGCUCAACAGCAAAAACUCGUUGCUGGAACAACUGCAAGGCGGCAAGGGUUACGGUCUCGAGUACAAGGAUUACGAGCAGCUCAAAACGGAAUUCGAAGCCCAGCAUCGCGUGCUGGAGCACUUGCGGGCGGUGGUUCACCAACCUGGACGCGGCGUGCCCGGUGUGACUUACGAGUCGUGGCAGCAAGUCGAACUUUCAUGGCAGAAAUUAGAGACGCAGCUGCGCCACUGGCAAUGGACGCUGGACACGAGCUUACCGGGCGUGCUGGGCCAGGUCGGCGAGUGGCUCAACAACGCCGAGCAUCUCCUCUGCUCCGAGGACGUGCCGCCCAACUUUGACGACGAGGCGGCCAACGCUUUGAAAGUCAAAUUAGAUGAGCAUAAACAUUUUUUCGCCGAAUUGCCGGCCAUUAAGGCGGCCUUUGAAACCGCCGUUAGUGAUGCCCUGCCGGCUGGCGUGUCUGCUGGACAGAUCCAGGACAUUGCCGCCCGUCUGCAAGCCUUACCGGAGCGCGCCGGCCAUCGGGCGUGCCGCCUUCGCUUCCUGGAACAUAAAUGCUGCAUUUUGGCCUUUUUGGAUUUGACCGAAACCAAGCUCAAAUCGUGGUCCGUCCGCUACGGCACCGAAGAGACCAUCAUCCUCAUGUUGGAGCAGUACCGUGCCUUUGUCUCGCGCAAUAAACUCUUCCACGAGUUCGAGAAAGCCUUUGCCGAAAUGCAGCAGGUCGCCGAAGAGUACAAGCGCGACUCGCGCGCCAUGGAACUCCGUGAACUCAACGAGAUUGACCAAUUCAUUUACAGCUCGGGCGAAAGGUGGCGAGCCCUCUCCACCGGUCUCCGCUGCGCCCAGGGAAUCCUCGAAGAAGUCUUGACCUACUGGAAGCGAUGGAACGUUCAGUGUCCCACAUUCGAGCAGUGGCUCGACGUUGCCGAACCCACGCAGCUCGGCACAGACUCUGAAGAAGAGAAAAUGGAAUUCUUCCAGGAUAUUGGGACGUGGAAGGAGAAAUACGAGCAGCUGGGAGAGACGGCGGCCUUUUUGGUCACCACUUGCGAGCCCGGCAUUUCCAGAUCCAUCAAAAUGCGCAUUGACGAAAUCACGAAACGCUGGGAACUGCUGUUCGAUCGCGUCCGGCACUACCUCCACGCUGGAGAGAUCCAUCGUCACCGCAAAGAGUAUCGCCUGGGAUCGGAGAAAUUGGAGAAGUGGAUCGUCCGGGCCAAUGAACUUUUGUCUUCGGUUCCAGUCGGCAAUUUGGACGCGAUGAAGCGCUACGGCGACGAAUUGCAACAUCUCUACUCUACCACCGAUGAAAUGGAGCAGGUGCUAAAGGUCAUCAGUCGCCACUUUCAAUCGCUGGUGUCAGAGCUCAACACGGAAGAGCUGCAGGUCACCAGCAGUUCACUGAAACGACAAAAGGAGACACUGGUCCGCAUUAGAGCCCUGAUUGCCGUGCGGAUUCAACAAUACCAUCAACUGCGCACCCAGAAAGAAUCUCUGGAAGUCGGGAUCGUCGAGAUUGAAAACUGGCUGACUGAGGCCCAAAAAGCCCUGGAAUCGUUGAACAACCUGGACACGGAUCUAGAAGCCACUGUCCAGGGCCUGGAGAAACAUCAGGCAUUCUUCUCCCGUCUUGUCAACUACAAAUUGUUGCUGGACGACAAGUGGAAAGUGUUUGAAACCAUGAUCAGAUCCAGCCCGGCUCUGCCCUCUCAAGGUCCCAGUAGCGACGAUGAGGACUUGAUGGCCACCCGUCAGAAACUGGAAUAUUUAACGGCCGGAAUUGAAGAAGUCACCAACGAUUCACAUCAAUGGGAAGUCCGUCUAAUGGACGGCAUUCAAGCCUGGAGAUAUUACCAGGAAUCUCUGCGAUUGGCGACGCAAUGGAUCCAUCGUGCGGAAUCGCUUCUCAUGGCCGAGAAGAACGCCAACGCCCAGCAAUCGCUGGAAUUGCACGCCGCUUUCUUCAAUUCGAUCGACGAACGUCUGGUCAACAACCUUCAAACUUCAUCCGCACAGUUGCUGCAAUGGCUUCCGGCCGACUCGAUGCGGAAGAUGACCGUAUCGGAUGCUGCCGAAACGACGAUCGAGAACUGGCGACGUCUCAUCGGAUUGGCUCCUGUCCAUCGCAUGAAACUGGAAUUCUUGCUGGACCAAGACGCUUUUGCGCAAUUGGCCCGUGAUAUCGACAACCAAUUGGUGGCCGAACAGCAGGCGCUGGCCCUCAACGGCACCAACACGGCGCAAUUAUUGCAAGAACAUCUGGCCUGGUUCGGAACGUCAGCUGGACCGGUCGUUGGUCAAGCCCGCGUCUUAGUGGAGCGGCUGGAACACACGGCGGCGUGCAUCCCCGACCUGGAAAUCCAGCAGGCCUUUGAGAACGUCCGCAAUCAGUGGAACACGCUGAUGCAGCGGGCCGAUUGGCUCCUCGGCCAGCUACAGGCCAUCCCACAAAAGUGGAGCGAAUACGAAACUAAUUUCCAGGACAUGGUCAAAUGGAUGGACAAUGUGGACAAAAGUGUGGCCAGCAUGUCGGUCGAUGCAAAGUCGCUGGACAAUUUCAACCGUCUCCGCGAGGAGUUCCAGUCGACCUGCAGCGAUGUAGACGCCCGGCGUGAAAGCAUGAAGUGGCUAGUCCAGCGACUUGAUUCCAUGCUGAGCUACAAGUCGGAAGAAGAAGGCAACACGGCCCAGCAUCAGUUGGAAGAACUGAUUGCCCGCUACAAGAAUUUGGUGCUGGUCAUCGAAGCGACGCAAGGCAAAACCGACCUCCUCGCCAAGUGCUACACCUGCCGUCAAGACAUUCAAAAGGCUUGCGUUUCUUUGCAAGCCGUCCAGCCGUCCAGUCCAGCAGAUCAAGAAAGUAGCGAUUUGUUAUCGCUGGAUGACGACAUUCAGAAACAAGAGGCCGUGGUCAAACAACUCGACGGACAGCGAGUGGCCGUCGUCAGUCUACUGCAACGAGGCAAAGAUUUACAACACCACGCAGGAGCACCGGAAUUCCUGGCCGAACAAGUCCUGCAACUGGAAACAGUCUGGAACUAUACUUUCGACAUGGCGAACGAAAAAUUGAAGAAACUCAAAGGAUCUGGGCGCUUGUGGCGGGACUAUCAGGAACAAAAGGCCGACAUCAAUCAAUUGCUGCACAAGGCGGAAGAGGAAUUGAAACAGAGUUAUUCGAAUUUCGAUCCGCUUAAGAUCGGCAGUGAGCUCAAAGCCCGUCUCGAGGCGGGAGUUGAGAUGCGCCAAGCCACCGAAGAAAUGCUGAAGAAGAUGCGCCACAUCUUGGACGAUCUGAGCAACUGUGUCACUGUCGAGCAGCGCCGUGCGCUAGAGGAUGAAUUACGUGAGAUUGAAAGGCGGACUGAAUCCAUCCGUUCACUCAGUCUGGACAAAAUCGCGUUGCUGGAUGAAUUCAGCUCGCGAUUGAAGACGCUCAUGGGCCAGGUGGAAUCCAUCGUCAAUUGGCUUCAAAUGGCACAAAAGCUUCUCCAGCAGCUGCUCUCGUUGAAUCUGUCGCCGCAGGAACGUGUCAAGAGGACGGAAGAGCUUCAAUCUUCCAUCACCGAAAAGUUGGAACUACUUUUAACGAUCCAGCAAGAAGUCUCCGAAUUACUGACUAUGCAAGCAUCUGCAAAUCCUUCGGAAACUCCAUUGACUUCCCAGCGUCUACUAGGAGUCGAUGUGGCCGGCUUACGCAACACUAUUUCGCAAAUGAAAGUGGCUGUCCAGGAACAGAGUCAGAGCGUGUUUCAAGACAUGGAACACUGGCGGGAAUACGACGUGCAGGCCAACGAAGUGAAACCCUGGCUGGACGAUGCCGAGAAGAGGACGGCCGUAAUCAUCACCCGGCCCAGCAGCGUAUCGGAAAUGGAAUCGCUGCUGAACGCCGCUCACCUUUUUGAAGACGAAUGCAAACGACAGCUGACCAAAUUGCAACAAAUGUCGUCCCACUGCCAACAAAUGUUCAACCAGUCCAGCACUCGUGACGAAGUGGACGCUUUGCACAGUCGCUGGAACGGCGUUCACGACACGGUUCUCCAACAGCUUGAUCGUUUGGAACACUUGCAAGAGACCUGGAUUAAAGUCAUUGGUAAAAUGGAUUCGAUCGUGGAAUGGCUGGAUGCUGUUGAAGGUCAACUCGAUUCACUCCAUCAGCUUUCGUCCAAUCUGGGCAGUUUGGAAAAUCAACUCGGAGAUUUAAAGAAUGUCAUGAAAGGCGCAUCAGAAAAGCAGUCGGAUUUGAUCGUUCUGACCCAAGAAUGUGACACGAUUGUGCCCCAACUGUCACCAGAAGGAGCAGCUAAUUUACGUUGCCAGGUGAUGGACUUGAAAAGUCGGGUCUCCCAGUUAUCCGAUGCCGCCCGCCAUCAAAUCAACUCUGUUUCAGACGCUAUUGUCCAAAGGCAAGACUUACUCGGCCGGGAGACAGAACUUGUUCAAGCCUUCCGCGAGACGGAAGAGGGCUUGAAACAGCUGGGUGAAGUCGAUGCUGGCCGCUUGGAUGCUCCGUUGGAAAUGGCUCAUCGACUUUUACAACAUUUGGAAAAUCAGCAACCUCGAGUGAACGCAUUGCAGAGUGAAAUCGGACAACUUCAGGCCACUUGCACCGCCGAAGAAAGUCGCUUAUUAGAUAAUAAAUCUAAAGAGCUGGACGAAACCACAAAGGGUUUGGUGUCAAAACUCACUGGAAAGAACGAAUGUCUGAAGCGCUGGAACGCUUUGGCCGGCUGGUCACAGGCCGCCAACGACCAACUGAGUCAUGUUUUACAACAGCUUGAGGGGCAGAAACCUGGAGCCCAAGAACUUGCCCAUUUGUUGACUGAAGCCGAUGAAGUGCAGACUCAAUGUGAGGCCCAACUCAGUCAAUGCGCUGACCUCGACCAACUGACUAGUUCCAGCGGAACGGUCAUCAAACAAGGGCUAUCUCCAAAACCUUGUACUGUCGCCAGUUUCGUCGGUCAAGUGGAAAAACAAAUCGGUCGAGUCCGUGACCUGGUGACAGACCGCACCAACCAAAUCCGCCAGCUGGAUGAGAAAUGGAGUCAAUUCGAAAAGGAAAGAGACGGAUUAUUAAAACAGCUGCAGGCCAUUAAGUCCAAUGCCGACGGACUGUCAGCAUCCGAGAACAAUCAGAAGGGAGUUGAACGUUUCCUACCGGCCAUCAGCUCACUUUUGGACCAGACGAAACAGCUCGAAACCAAUAAAGAAGCGCUCCAUAAAGCCGGAAAAUACCUGACGCAAUUGAGUUCAGCUACUCUCGGUUCGGUUCAAAGCAAAUUGAGUUCCGUGGACAACGAGUUUGAUGUCAUUCAGCGCAAACUACUGGAACAACAGACCCAAUGCAACGACAUUCUCGGAUUAUGGAAGGAGUGUUCCGAUGCUCGAGGACCUCUUUACACCGUCAUCAGUAAUGCUGGGCAAGUGCGCAUCGACAAUCAAGAUCGACAACCCGACGACUUGAACGAGGCCGUCCAAUUGAGUGACCAAUGCCGCAAAUCUGUUGAGCAGCUGAGAAAGUUCCGUGCACCCUUGGAUUCGUUCGUUAUUAAGAGCGGAUAUUUGCACGAUAGGCUGGAUCACCUUCCAGGCUUUGACUCACGCCUGCUGCGCGAGGAAGUGGCCGACAUGCAGCAAGAAUGGACCGAAGUUCAGUCUGCUCUUGCUGGUCGAAUUCAAACGCUUGAUAUGCAACAAGUCGUGCUACGGCAAAUAGCUAAUCUAAAGGAGGAAAUUCUCAACUGGACCAGCGAUUCCAGGGAGGCUUUGGACGAGGCUCUUUCACAACCGACCGACUUGGAUUUAAUGGAAUUGAAACUGAAGAAAGUGAAGCAGGAGCUACCAACCUAUCAGAGCACCCGCGACAGCAUUCGUGUCAAAAUAGAACAGUUGUAUGAGUUAUGCCAAGGCUACUGUCCAACUUCCAUCAACAGUCUCCAGGACCUGGUCGACAAAGAAAUUAAUCAAACACAGACGCUCUGCGGCCAACUGGAAACGUCCAUCACGAAGACGAAACAAGAAGAGGAAGAUUUGUACCGUGAUCUUAAGGCCUUGACUGCUCAAAUCGGAGAAAUGAAAUCAGAGCUAAAAAGCUGCGAGGAUUUGAUGGGCCCUGAUGAGCAACUGGCCCAGCAGUUCCUCGUGUGUCAACAGAUUUCUACAAGAUAUCCCAAUCUUCAAGAAUCGCUCAAGAAAUUGAAGAAACGAUGUUCCAAAUUGGAGUCCCUUGGUGGGUCGGCCGGCGAGGCCUUACCUCUAGCCAAGGAAUUGCGAGCCGUACAGAAACAAACAGAUGGACUAGGAGCUCAAAUAAAGAAGUUAAGUGAAGGAUUACAUGGCAUGCUUCAGAAGCGCUUCACGGAGCGUAUGGUUAUUGUCCAGCGAACCAUUGCUAGUUGUCGUGACAAGCUUGAAUGGUGCUCAUCGGAGCCUAGUUCCGAUCGUUUCGGCAUCGAAGCAAAAUUGGACGCCCUGCAAGCCAUCGAAGUUGGUCUGGUGGAUGCCAACGACAAGUUUACCGAAGUUCGAAGUGUCGCAGCUGCUUUCGCCUCGAUAUCGGAGAGCCAAAAAGCUGAAAUCGAGUCAUCCGUCAAGGAUAUGGAGAAGAAGCUUCGAAUUUUGCAAGAGGAUUGCAACGAUAAGCGGCAAUCGAUCGAUCACAAUAACGACUUACUCCGUCGUUUUGAACUCAUGUCGGAGAAUGCGUCGGCAUGGCUGCGAGAUGUGGAAUCGCUGAUUCGCAAUGAAACAGUCAGCCAGACCGGACUGGAACAAUUACCCGACAAGAUUAAAGCAAUCACCGAUUUAUACACCGACAUUGAAAGUCAUCGACCUGAUAUCGAUGAAGUCAAACUCAUUGCAGACCAGGUUAUGGCCAUGAUGCCCGAGUCACAUGUGUCCCAUUUCAGCAAUCACCUAGCCAUGCGAUUUGCAACUGCUCUCAAAUUUGUCCAAUCCUGUCUGACCAAGCAGAAGACUCUUCAAUCCGCAUAUCAAGAAUACCAAACGGCACUGCAACAAAUGGAAGCUUGGCUGCAAUCCUCCGAUGAGCAGCUGCGCAUCCACGAAAAGGACGUCACGGCCGUUCCAGGAUCUAAACCCAGUUUAGCUUACCAGUCUAAAUUGCAAGCGCUGAAGCAGUUUAUGGAACAGAAAGAUGAAGGGCAAUCACUACUCAAUCAGGCCGUGCAUACCGGUGACACUCUGGUGCCGAACAUCACGGCAGACGACAAGUCAGCCAUCCGGGCAGCUUUGCGUAACCUUCGUGAUCGCUGGGAAUCGCAUCUGGAUCAAGUGAACAGUCUCUACAAGAAAGUGGAAGGUAUUAUCCUGCAGCUCUCGUCGUUCGAUGACAGCUGUCGUCAAAUUAGGCGCUGGAUCGAAGAGACGAGAAAACGUCUGAACGAACCGGACAUUGAAGAAGAGGAAGAAGAAUCCAGUCAACCGAAUGUCCAGGAUGUUAAAGAACAAUUGCAAACGUUCAGAAUUUUAGCGCAAGAUGUUUUGUCACAUCAGAGUCUGAUCAGUCGACUUCGUGAACGUCUCCAGGAGAUAUCCAAUCCGGACGCGGCUGCCACCGUUGACGACAUUGCGGCCUCCUACCAGCGACUUGUCGCCGAAAGCCAAGAGCGCGUUGCAGUGCUGGAGAAACAGGCGGCCGAUUACGACGCUUACGUCUACAGCAUCGAGACUUUCCGCGAUUGGUUAACUGGAUUGUCGGCUGACCUUACACUUACAGAAGAAGGCGUAACGGACAAAGCAUCCGCCGAGACUAAAUUGAGGGUCAUUUCGGAGCUUCUGCAGCAGCGUGAAGAAGGUCAGAAACUUUUGGAACGUUGUGAAUCCUGUUUGCAGCAAUGUUUGCAAUCGGCUGGAUCUGCCAUGGGCCAACUCGAUCCCAAAGUUGAAUUUGAAAUUCAACAAGCCAACUGGGAAGCAUUUUUAACCGAGUGCCAGGAGCGCAAUGAACGUCUAGUAUCCGUGUGCUCCCGCUGGAGUGCUUUCGAAGAGACGGCACAAAAUCUAGCUCAGUGGCUCCGCCAGAUGGAAGGCCGCGUCCAAGAUCAAGCCCUCAAAGCGACUGUGGCUGCUAAAGAAGCGCAUUUAGAGAAACUCAUCGGAGCCCAGUCGGAAAUUGCCGAAAAGGAACCGGAAUUUACUGCCAUUUUGCAACUGAGCCAGCAGAUCGAAGGCGACUCUUCUCUUCAAGUGCAAGUGCCUCAAAUGAUGGCCCGAUACCAGACACUAAUUGGAACUGUCCGCGAGAUGAUUACGCGUUAUCAGCAAUACGUCAAAGAGCACCAGGAUUUCAACUGCAACUACGCGGAUUUCACGAAGAAAAUGGAAGAUCUGGCCGAACGCUUGGAGUCGUGCCGCGAGAUUGUUGGAGAUUACAAGAUCCUGCAAGAAAGAAGAGCAAAUCUUGAACGACUACAAGAUGAACGUCUGGAAUUGGACAAGAGUGCUGAUGCCCUGGUCGACAUGGGUGAAAAGUUGUACGUACACACAGGACCUGACGGCCGAGAGAUGCUUCGUGUUCAAUUGAAAGUGGUGCGAGAGAAAUGGGAGGCCGUAUGUGAUGACCUAGCCACAACGGCUACCGACCUGGACCAAUGCCUCCUACAGUUUUCUGAAUUUUCUGCCAGCCAGGAGCAAUUGACUCGUUGGCUCAAAGAGGUUGAGCAAUCCAUGCUUCAGCAUUCUGACCUCAAAUCAACUCUCCAAGAAAAACGCGCACAGCUUCAGUCCCACAAAAUCGUCCAUCAGGAGAUUAUUGCCCACCAAGCGCUGGUUGAUUCAGUUUGCAGCAAAGCUCAACAGCUGAUCGAUCAGACUCAAGACAAAUCCCUCAGCGUUUACAUCACUUCUAUUCGACAACUGUUUGUUAACAUCGUCAGCAAAUCAGACGAGUUGAUGAAUCGUUUGGAAACCUGCGUCAAAGACCACACGCAACUCAGUUCUUUGGUCAAAUCGUUCCAGGAUUGGAUCACCUGUUUCCGUGACGAGGUGCAAGGCUUGUCGGAAACGGUCGGCGAAAAAUCGGAAACCAAGAAGAAAAUCAAAGCUCUUGAAGAUUUGCAAGGAAGACAAGAGCAAGGUCGUUCCAAGUUGGAAGAGAUCCAGUGUCUGUGUUCGACCGUAGUGGCAUCCACUUCGCCCCGCGGUUGUGAAUUGCUGGCCAAGACCGUUGCCAGUUUGCAGGAAGAAUUAGAAACUGUAUCGACCAAUCUGCAAGAAACCAAACGCACCCAAGAAUCAAUCCUUCAACGAUGGCAAUCAUUUGAAGAAGGCCUGGAAUCCUGCAACCAGUGGUUGCGUAAACAAGAAACUGCUUUUGGUGAACAGGCCCUACAGGUGACUUUGCCUGACAAAGAGGCUAACCUAGCCAUUUUCCAAGUGGCACGUGACACCAUCACUGGCUACGAGCCCGAAGUUGAUGCCUUUGUAGAUCAAGCCACAGCCUUGUUCCAGUCGAGCGGUGUCGAGAGACUUCGCCCAUUGAUCAGCCAAAUCAGUUGCAAAUAUCAACAGUUGCACGUCCAGAGCAAAGAAGUCGUCUCCAAGUGGCAGGGAAUCGUUGACGAUCAUCGUCUUUAUGAAGAGAAAUUCUUCGAAACGGUCGCUUGGAUCACUUCAUUGGAGGACAUUUUGGAGUCGUUGUUGAAAUUCAAGGAUCAAUCGGAAACCGGCGGUACUACUAUCAUCGGUGUCCAGAAUUUGAUGGCCGAAAAGGAGCAAGCUUCACAUCGCCUUGGCUCGCUGACUUCAGCCGGUGAGCGACUUUUCCCCGAAACUGCAUCCGCUGGUCGCGAGAAGAUUCGUCAGGAUCUUAAGCUUUUGCGGAUACGUUGGGAGGAGUUGGAACGACGACUAAGUGAACAGCACAAGAGCCAGGAACAACAGCUUCAACGUCUGUCUACUUAUCAAGACGGAAUUGUUCAGAUUAGUGUGUGGCUGGACACCAUGGAAAAAUGCAUCGCCAAUGACCAGUCAGGACUCCAAGCUGCAUCACUUCCAGAGAUUCGCUCUCAUCUUCUCAAGCAAAAAACGUUCCUGCAGGAUGUUUUGACCCACAAAAGACAGGUGGAAGCGCUUAAAGAGCGCGCCAGGUCUCUGGUUGAAGACCUGCCUAGCUCGGCAGUUGGCCAACCCAAGGAAAGCCAAGACGUUCAGAGGACCAUCGACGAUAUCACAAAUCGCUAUGAGAUCCUGACAAACGGAUUGCAAGGAUCUAUUUUAAAUUCUGAAUGGCUUCUGGACGUUCUUCAGCAGCAUCACGACCUGGAGAAAGCCCAGAGUGAUUGGCAACAACAAGCAUGGCUCCAACUCAAUUCCAACACCGAUUACGGAGGCAGUAAACACGCACUCAAGAUGCGCUGUUCCAAAAUUUCGGAGAUGAUGAUUGGUAAAGAUGAAGGCACUGCCAAUCUGGACGUCAUUCGAGCUCAUUUGGACAAGAUAUCCGAUCGUUUAUCUCCGCGCGUCAAGGAAACCUUGGAACGAGCUCUAUCUAACGCAAAAUACGAGUUUGAAAAGUACGUUACCGGCCUGGAAGAUGUUCGACAUACGCUGGACGAUCGGCUUCAGCAGUGGAACGAGUACGAGGGCACAUUCGAUCGGCUUUUGACGUGGCUCUCUGAAACGGAGACAUCGCUGAAAGAUUACAUUCCCCGUUCAACGCUCGAACAAAAGGAAGAACAGCUGGAAAAGUAUCAGGAUCUUCCACGUCAGAUAGAGUCUCGAUCUAGAGCAAUCCAGGAAUUCAUAGCGCUUGCCGACCAACUAGAGCAAGCUAUCGUGUUCAGCAUUGGACGGAAUGAGUCCGACAUCGACAAGAUGAGCGACGAUUCAUCCGACUUGAUGCAACUCUCCGGCGAAACGAGGAUUAGCGUCAACGUCCAGCAGAUAUCGUCACGAUUCCAGUCGAUGCAAGUGGCUGCCAAGGAGAUCCUCAAAAAGUGCGAACAGGCUGUCGGCGACCACAGGCUCUAUCUGGACAAAUACAAUCAAUGUGCCUCCUGGCUAACAGCUGCUCAAGAGAAAUUUGCAACAACCUGUUCCGGAGACGGAGAACAAGAUGAUUUGAGCACCAUUGAACAGAAAAUCAAAAUCCUAGAGCAGAUCCUAACCGAGCAACAGCAAGGCACUUCAAUGUACAAUCGAGUCCAAGAGAUGGGCGAGAAACUGUACGCCACAACAGCCGUUGAGGGUCGCGAAGCCGUAAGAAUUCAAAUGCAGGAACUGCAAACCGCAAUGGAGAGCUUUUACGACAACGUGGCUAGCAAAGAACGCGAGCACCAAGCCAAACGUUCCAGAUGGAUAAGUUUCGAAUCGGCCAGUGAUACUUUGCGGAAAUGGCUUGCGGAUACCGAACAGCAACAUCCGUCCGAAAUUAAGUUGCACGCUACGCUGGAUGAGAAACGAGCUCAACUCAGCACUUACCGGACGUUACUACAGGAUGUUCUGGCCCAUCAACAGGCCAUUUUGGAUUGCCGUGACAGAGCUCAUUAUCUACCCGAAGGAGGCUUCAAAGAAGAUCGCGAUAAAGUCGACGAAUUUGUGGAAUCGGCAAGCCAGAAACACCAGGUGCUACUGAAACGGGCCCAGUCGUUCGUGGAACGCUAUGAAGCAAUUGUGAGCGACCAUCAACAGUACAGCAAAGCCGUUAUGGAUGCUCAAGAAUGGCUGGAUGCAACACAUGGAGCCAUCGACAUGUGGGGAGACAACCGACUGGAGCGAAUCACCUUGCACGCAAAUGUUGAACGACUCAAGAACCUGCAAGUUGCUCUGCCCGAGGAAGAGUCACGCAUCAAACAAAUCCAGAUUCUAGGCGAGAAAGUGUUGCCUGGAACAUCGGAAAUUGGCCAGAGUAACAUCCGUUCGCAGAUUGAUUGCUCCCAGCAAGAGUGGGAGAGCUUACUUAGCACGCUCCAGUCAGCCAUCGAGUCGCUGGAGAGCAAAUUGAAGCAAUGGAGCGACUACGAAUCCCUGAAGGAUCAAUGCCAGCAAUGGUUACGACAGGCGGACGGCAGUUUCCACGCAAUCGAUCUGAAGGCCACGUUGGAGGAGAAACAGUGCCAACUGGAUCAGAUGAAAACCAUGCAGAGCGAACUUCGAAGCAAAGAGUUGGAAAUCGACCAAGUUACGGAAAAAUCCCAGCAAUUGUACAAAAAUCUUCAGUCGCGGUCAUCUCAGACUCUGGAACUCGGCCCCAAAUACCAACAAAUCAUGUCCCGUAUCAAAGAACUGUCGGGCAAGUGGCAAGAAUAUGUCAACACUCACCAGGAAUUUCACACUCGGCUUGAAGACUGUUUCAGAUGGCUGGCCAAUGUUAAAGCUAAGCUAGCCUAUUGUUCCGAUCUGAGCGCAUCAUCGCAGCAGGAUCUUGACAAAAAGAUGACAACAAUUCAGGAUUUGUUGAUGUACAAAGAGGAAGGAUUUACCAAAGUGCAAAAUACGGUUGAAUUGGCUCAAGCGGUUUUGGCCAACACGGCACCAGCCGGCCAUGACUCCAUUAACGCCACGGUAGACCGACUGAAAGAGGAGUGGGGUCUGCUGGCCUCCAAAAUGAUGGACACUAAAGCCAACUUGGACGAGAUAGUGUCCAAAUGGGCUGGUUUCCUGGAACAAAUUCACCUACUUAACAAGAUUGUCGAAAAUGUUGAAUCGUCUCUGGCCGAGAACACUGUGCUCCAGAACACGCUAUCAGAGAAACGGGCGCAACUGGAACGUCUGAAAAAUCUUGAAGAGAAGAUCAAAUGCGAAAGGAUCGAAGUCAAAAGCCUCAAGAGCAAGGCGGCUGAAAUGAUGGCCAGUGGACAGCAGAAUCAAGCCGCAAUUCAAGCUCAGCAGAUCCUGGAGAAGUUCCAACGUUUGGCCGAGCAGAUCAAGACCGCCAAAACCAAAGCUGACGAAGAGUUCCGUGCUCACAAAGCCUAUAAAGAAGCUUACGACGAUUUGAUGAACUGGAUCAGCCGCGCCCGCGAAAAAGUGCCCGUCAUGAAACAUCGUCCCUUGGGUGACCGAUUGGCCAUCGAAGAGUCGGUGAAAGAUUUGACGAGUCUAUUGAACAAACAGGCACAGGGUCAACUGAAAGUCGAAGAUAUGCAACGCAAGAGUCAAGUGUUGCUGUCCACAACGGCGCCAACUGGCCAAGACACCGUCCGCAGCGAGGUGCGCGCUCUUCAAGAAAGUUUCGACCUCUUCUUCAAGGAAGUCCAGUCUCAAAAAGAUCAAUUAUCCCGCACAGUGAUUCAAUGGCGUGAAUAUAAAGAGGAAUACGAAAGAUUGUCUGACUGGAUUCAGCAAACAGAUAUUGAAAUCAAGGCUCAAAAGAAUGCUCUGCUAUCGACUUUGCAAGAGAAAGAAAAGCAAGUUGCCGCAAUUAAGGCCUUGGUCGAUCGACUCGAUAAGGGAGAACAACAAAUCAACAAGUUUAACGAAAUGGCAGCUGGUCUUCUCUCCUCCCAUUUAGACACUUAUGUCAAUAAUCAACUGCGCCAUUUGAAUUCACGCUACCAAGUCGAGAAGAAUCUGGUGAAAGAUGUGAUGCUCAAGAUUGAAACUAAUGUUGAACACCAUCGACAAUACGACCAGACUUUGGCUAAAGCGAAUAAAUGGAUCGAAGAGGCCCGUCGUGUUAUUAAAACCAGCAGCGAAGCCCAAGUGGAAGGCGAGAGCAGCAAAGAAGAACUUCAAGAGCAACUGAAUAAAAUCCAGGAUCUACUCAAACGACAAGAAGAGGGACAGACUCUUGUCCACUCUACUGUCAAUUUCGGUGAAAAGGUGGCCCGUUACACCAGAUCAGAUGGCCGUGACGAAAUUCAGUCUACACUCAAAAGUCUGCAACAGGAUUGGGAAAGGCUGGUUCGUAAAAUGGCCAAUACCAAGGUCGCUUUGGAGACGUCGUUACUUCAAUGGGCAGAUUAUUCCUCGUCUUGCAACAAUUUGAAAAAAUGGAUCAGCGAGAAGGAGGCUAAAUUGCAACAAGUCUGCGAACAGAAAGUCUCCAUGGGCCGGAAGAGCAAUCCAGGCUCGGGAAUGCGAACUCUCAGUCUAGGUGCCCGUCAGGCCACAUUGCGACGUACCAGCAGUUUUGUCCAAGACAUUGUCUCAUUUGAGCCUAUGAUUGAAUCAGUCACAUCCAAAGCCGACGAUCUACUUCAUCGCAGCCCUACCACUACCGAGAUCAGCAACAAAUACCAGAGUCUGAGUCGACAAGCUCACGAAAUUUACGCCAAACAGAAACAGGUGAUGGAUGUCCAUCAGUCAUUCAUCGAUGCUGGCAACGAGUUCAUGCACUGGCUCAGAGCCGCCAAAGAGAUGGUCAACAAACUGUCGGAACCAACGGGCGAUCGUGAAUCUUUGAGCAGUAAAGUGACUCACGUCAACACGAAAUUGAUGACUGAUAAGGCAGAAGGCCAACAGAAGCUGGAAGCAGCUUUAGAAAAAGCCGAAGCUGCUUGCAAAGCUAGCGACGAGGAAGACCGUGACAUUGUCGAAGAAGAGGUGGCCUUCUUGCAGGAAGAAUUCGACAACUACUGUGAGGCCCUCGCCAAAUUGAAAGAAUCUCUCGAAUCAGGAUUAGUCAAGUGGACCGAAUACGAAGACCAGUACCAAGAUGCCGUCGAGUGGCUUGCCCAGACCGAAGGGACUGUACAGACUUUCAAUCGACUACAGAACACGCUGCCUGAAAAGAGAGACAUUUUGGAACAGUUCCAGAAUCACUUGCAGGCCGUCUUCGAUUGGCAAAAAGAUUUGGACAGGCUGAACAUGCGCGCUCAGCAACUGCUGGAAACUUGCGCCGAUUCACGCGUCUCCAACGCAGUUACUUCCAUCACCACAAAGUACAACGCCCUGCUGUCGCUGGCUAAAGAAAUCAUGCGCCGACUUGAGGUCCACUUCCAGGAACAUCAACAGCACAGUGCCCUCUUCCAGGAAUGCCAGGAAUGGAUCGAGCGCACCAAGGAAAAAGUGGUUGAAUCCAGCGGUACCGGCGGCUCUGAUAACCUGUCGGAACUCAAGGGACGUCUGCAUCAAAUCAAAUGCAUCCGCCAAUCACUGGAACAAGGCCAUCAUAAGCUCCGCUACAUCCAAGAACUGAAGGAACGUGUCAUUCUAAAUACGGAACAAUCAGGGGCCCAACAAAUCCAGGACAAUACAGACGUCAUCCGCGCUGAAUUCGAUAAAUUGUCUCGCGAUGUACAAGAAGCUCGUGAAUCACUUAGCGCCCGCAUAUCGAUUCUGGAAGAUAUCGACAAAGCGCAUCAAAUGUUUGUCGACUGGCUGCAGGAAAUCAUGGACAAGGUGCCUUCACCCGUCAACGCCCAAGGAGCUGAAGGCCUUACGGAUUUGAGUGACAAAAAAUCAGCUCUGGAGAAAUACAAAGUUUUACUUCAUGACGCCCUAUCCCAUGCGGAUGUUCUGCAAAGAUUGCAAGACAAAUUGGCCGCUCAACCGGACCUACCUCGUGAAGAGUACGACUCAAGUAUUGAACGGUAUGAACAACUGAAAGCCACAAUUCAAAAGACUAUAAGCACGAUGGAAGAGCUGGUCCAACAGCAUGAAGAAUACAAACAAGGCUACGUGGAUGCAGCCGAUUGGAUCCGUCGUACAAGACUCGAUAUCCAGCAGUACGGUGACUUUAACGGUGAACGUGAUGCUGUUGAAGAGAAGCAACGGAAAUGUUGCGAACUCCGUCAAACCUACCCAGCUGGUGAACUACUGGUCGACAAGGCAGUCAAACUCAGUGAGGUUGUCAUUAAUGGUUCCAGCACCGAGGGACAGGAAGUGAUCAAACAGGAACUUGCUCAGCUACGAAACGAAUGGGAGUCACUUGUCUCUUGUUCGGAUGAAACGCUCAAGUCUCUUUCUGAUUGCUGUUCGGCCUGGUCUGACUUCCAAGACGUCUUCACGCGAAUGAAGAAAUGGCUGACAGAAUUCCAGGGCAAGUGGGUUGAAGAAUCAGCUCGCAAUCUACCGGAAGAAGCUAUCGAGCCUAGACUUACCCGCUGCCGUGAGUUGCUGAAAGAAGGUGAGAGUCAAAAGUCCUGGCUAGAAGAUUUGAACGACCGAUGCGAGAUCCUGAUGGAGCUCAGCACUUGCAGCCGCGUCCGCGAAGAAACUGUGCAACUCCAGGCUGGUUUCACUGCCGUCAUGGGAAAUGUUCAAAGUCUGUUGUCCCGUCUGGAGAAGACGAGAACAGACCACACAGAUUUCGUCACAUCCAAGAAAGAGUUCUCCAAUUGGCUUGAACGGGCUCAAGGCACCGUGCAAGAUUGUUCUGGCCAGUGCGGCAACGAAGCGAGCACCAAGGAGAAGUACGAACUCGUCCGCUCUAUUGCCAGUCGCCUAACAGAAGGUCAGCAUUUGAUGAACGGUAUGAUGGACUCGUUUACCAAAGCCCUGAGUGCUAGCAGACCACAGAGCAGUCCAGACGACCAACAGAAAGGUUUCAGAGCCGAAAUUUCAACUUUGCGGGCUAGUUGGGACCAAUUGAACAUCGACGUCAAUAGCACACUUUCUCACCUGAAGGGCGCUAUCAAUCGGUGGGAAGAAUUCCGCGAUGCCUGCACUCGUAUGGAACAAUGGUUGGUAAACAGCGAACAGCAACUGACAGAUUACCCUCAGUCAAAGGGUGAAGUCGGUGAGAUGAAAACACUCAUGGAGCGACUCAAGAGUCAGCAAAUGGAAUUUGAAAGGAAGAAAGCGGAUCUGGAUCACUUGCGACGUGAAGCCAGUGAGCUCUCCACCUGGGCCAACGAUCAAAGCUGUGUGAAUGUCGUAGAUCAACUCCACGAAAAGUGGGGGAAAUUGUCUGUCGUCACUGCGAAUUACCAUUCACGUCUCGAAGAGGAAAUUCAAGAAUACAACGCUUAUCAUCAAGCACUCCAAGAUACAGAGAAAUGGAUCCUGCAAACUUCUUUCCAUUUGAUGGCUCACAAUUCCAUGUACAUUACUACUCGCGAUCAGACGGAAGAACAAACCAAGAAGCAUAACGAUUUGCUUGCUGAAAUCUAUACGUACCAAAGUACUAUGGAUGACGUCCGGUGCAAAGGCCAGGGACAGAUUGUUCGCUACACAUCUUCUAACCCGGGAAUCAAGUGCGUAAUUGAAAAGCAAUUGGGUAAUGUUCAAUCCAGCUACAACGCACUUUUGAACACGGCGCUUCAAAUUAAGCAACGUCUCAAUGAUUCUCUCAUCAAGUUCCAAGAAUACGAGGCCAUCAUCGAGAGCAUCUUGCACAAUCUCAAAGAAUGGGAGCCACACAUUGCUGAACAACUAGACACUUCCGUCGUUUCGAUCGAGGAUUGUAAGAAACAAUUGGACGACAUUAAGGUUACUCAUGCCAAACUCCAGAUCGAAAAGACCCGUCUAGCUCUCGCUGUCCAAGCCUGUGAGGCUGCCGCGGCCUGCAUCUCGCGGCCCAACACUCCUCAAGAUCCACUGCCUCACAGAGUUCCCGAAAACGAGUUGAACGCUCGUACAAAAUUAGAAGAUUUCCUGGACCAGAAAAUGGACGAACCACUGGCCAUAGGCAGCAUGUGGGCAUUGUUGGAUUUAGUCGAAGAAAAAGAUUUGAUGAAUCGAUUGGAGAAAGUGGAAGAAAAGGUCCAUUCUCGGAUAACCGCAUUGACAGCGGUCAAUACCGAUCUCGACGACUUCACUCGCAGGAGACAAGCAGUUUUACAAUGGGCCACUGAAUUAAAGGGCACAAUCAAUGACUUGAAACAGCGCAAGGCUCGUCUAAGACCCGAAGCAGCUCAACACGAUAUCAGUCAGUUGAUGGACACCAAGCAAGCCAUCACAGAGAAACAAGGACUCGUGGACGAAAUGGAACUGCAGUUAAUGUCUUCUGCACCCGAGUCGAUACCAUGCGUCGUAGAAUUGCGCGAUGAACUCAACGUUCUCUACGAUGAGGUUUCGCAAGUACUUGACAAGAAAAUGGACAUGCAGAAUUUAGUUGAAGAAUAUCGCAUGAUGCUGCAAGAUUUCUUCACAUGGCUGGACACUCUGAUUAAGAGAGCCGAGAAUGCGGACAAAGGACGUGGCAAUAUUAUUGCUCAACGUGUCACUCUGAUGGAACAACUGACCGCAGAGACAUGUCAAGGAAAGCCAAAAUUGGCUACCCUUUCUAUCAAGGCCAAAGAAAUUUCGGAAAUUCUCAGUACUUUGGAUGGGCAACAAGUCGAAGAGCAGCUGAAGGUUGCCGAAAGAAGAUUUGGUGACGUCGAGCGUCGCAUGCACAGAAAACUUCACUUGCUGCAAACUACCCACCAAGGGGCUGAAAGUGCCACAAUGGACAUCGCUCUAAUCAGACAGUGGGUGUCCGAGAAGACCACAUUAGUCCGCGACAAGGAAUUACUGGGAUACCGAGCCAAGAGUGCUGACACGAAACUUCAGCAAACAAAGGGUCUUUGCAAGGAAGUAGAGAUGCAGCAAUUGGUCAUUGAGAACUUGGAGCUUAGGGUUUCUAGCAUAGCGUCUGACUUGGAUGCAGAGGAACAAGCUCAGCUCAGAGCCGAACUGAAAAGUCUUGCUGGUGAGUAUAGGACUCUCUGCCAGGGUGUCCGAACCUACGAACAAGAGUUGGACAAAGCAGUCAGCGACCGGCAACAAUUCGAGGCUCAAUUGGACGACACACAGAGAAAAUUGGCAGCGCUAGUUGUUCAGAGCCAAGGCUACGAACUUUUGCCACUAACUUCAUCCGCUACCGAAAAGCUCGCUGAAAAAUUCAAGUCUUUGAAACAAGCUGUCAGUGAUUUUGAAAGCAACGAGAUGAAUGAUUUUAGGAAGCAAGUUCAGAACAUUCUGAAAACCUGCAACGAAAACUCAAAGAAUGAGUUGCAAGAGAUUUCGCAAGCUAUUGACAAACAACUGGAAGAACUUUUGGCAAAUUUGAGUGCGAUGUUAUCUCAGUUAGAGGACGCUACACGUCAACGCAAACAACUCGAAGGUAUCAUCGAAUUCUGCCAAUAUUGGUUCAAGCAAGCGGACAUCAAUCUGGCUGUUGAAAUCCGAAAUUCAACAACUCCUGAAAUUUUGGUCGAGCACAUCAUGGUGUUCGAUCGACUGCUACAAGAAGCUGGCGGUGUCAAAGAAAAAUUAGACGCUGCCGUGUCUCACAAGGACUUCAUUUUAGGCUCGUUAAAUAAAGCGGACCAAAUGGAAAUUCAAGGUAAUCUACAGAGUCUAUUGGAUGGCUACAACCGGAUCAACGCGGGAAUUGAAGAGCGCAGCCGAACACUUCAGUCUUACGUCAGUCAGCAACGUGAAAUUGCGGUUAAAGUUGAAGAAAGCAUUGAAUUCCUUAACAAAAUUCAAGAAGAUGUCCGUGCACUGAAUAAGCCAAUCGGAUUCCGACCAGAAGACACGCAAGUCAUGCUCAAUUCCUACGAGCUGCUACUGGCGGAAUUGCGAGUUUAUCGCGAAAAGAUGGAGGAUUUGCAGCACCGCACUACUGGCAACAGCGGCGAUUUGGCGUCGAUUGUGAAACAACAAGACGAAUUAAUUGCUUCCAUCGAAAGUCAAAUCAAGAAGCUUCGUCAUCUGCUCCUCCUCAGGCAGCAGUUUAUGGCAUUAGUUGCUGAAAUCACCACAUUCAUUGCCAAAUACAAUGAAGUCGUCCAGGAUAUUGAAAAAGGUGGCAAGACUGCACAAGAAAAGAUUCGUCGCUACGAAGAUGUCAUCUACAAAAUUCAAGAAUGCGAGGGACAACUGGCCACUGCCCAAGACAAGGGAGAACAAAUUGCUGCUGAAGGAUCCGUAACUGAUCGCAAUACCAUCACCGAACAGCUGACGUCCCUUAAACAUCAAUUGAGUGCACUCAAACGAGCUGUCGAACAGCGUCGUGGUGAGCACGAAAACGCGGCUGCUGAAUUCAAACGCUUGUCGGAGCAGCUUGACGAAUUGUUGGAUAAGAUGCAUGAACAGGAAGCCGUUAUUCGAUGCAGACCGUUGCUCCAGUUGACGGCUGAAAGUGUUGAACAGGAAAGCAGCAAACACCGAGUUCUUGUUGGCGAUGUCAAAAGUAUUCUGGUGGCCACAGAGACGGUGUUCUCGUCCAUUCCUCAGGACAGCAUGAUUCCUUCAAACCUUCAAGAACGUAUCAGUGAGGCCACUUUUCUCCGUGACACGCUCCCGACGGAAUUGGCUGCUAGAGGUGAUUAUCUCAAGGACCAGUUGGCAUUGCGUUCACAAUACGAGAGCAUCAUCCGGCGUCUUAAUAAUUGGAUGGAUGAGGCCAGACUUCGUCUCAGGCCACCUUCAAAUGGCGUCGAUUUCGAACAUAUUGACAAGGAACUGAGUGAACACAAAGCUUAUUUCGAUAAUGCAAGCAUUUCGCCCCAGUCCUUGCUUGACAGCAUCAAAACGACGGCCGAUGAUAUUUUGCAAUCAGUCGACACGCCACAACAGAAUGAUCUGCAAAGUGAGGUCAAUACAUUGACUGAAUCAAUCAAGAAUUGCCUUACUGCGGCCAACGAUCGCCAAGAUCAAUUGGAUAAGGAUUCUCGAGCCUACAAGGAAUACGAAAAAUCGCUGGAGGAAGUGAAACAAGCCAUAAUUGCCAAUACUCAAUCAACAGAGGAGACGGCUACUAACAUUCCAGCGUUGAAGAAUCUGAUUGCUUCCCUCGAGACCAAACUGGUCGUCCUCCAAACGGAACAGGCGAAGCUGAAAACCUUGCAAGAUAAGGUCAAGAAAGUGGAGCAGCGUGCGGAUGUCGCCAGCCGCCAGACGAUACAGGAAAGCUAUUCGACUGUGGCGAAAGAUUGGCGUGACAUUCAAGACGGUCUGAUGGUGAGAUGCAGUGAUCUCAACGAUUUGGUAGACACGUGGGAGCUUUUGAUAUCCAAAUCUCGCGCCCUUGGAGUCAAUUUGACCGGCCUGGAGGAAUUCGUUCACCGUUUGGAUAUGGAGGGUCGAUCACGUAGUGCCUUGGAAGAAGCGCGACGAAGUUUACAGGAAUUUGAGUCGACCAUCGUCGGGCUGAAACCUCAAUUAAAAGAAGUUAACGACCUGGCCAAAGAUGUCCUGGAUUACAUCAGCGCUUGUGAAGUGACUUCUCUAUCUAUUCAAGGCGAUCUCACCGCUUUGGCAGACCGCCACUCAUAUUUAUUGGAAACGAUUCAAUCCCGUCUGCGUCGCGUCGCCGAGGAAGCCAAUUAUUUCGACGCCGUGCUGGACAGCAUGAACCAGGUGCAGACAGGCCUUGAGAGUCUGCUGGCCGAGAUCACCGAUUUCGACGCGUUCAGCAGCCAAGUCGAGCGCGUGGAUCAGGAACUGGCGAGCUUGCGCGAACGGUCGCUUAGCUGCAAAGAAGGUGUUCGUGCUUUGGCACUAGCGGCGUCGCAGCGAUUUGCUCAGCUGGAUCAGGCCAAGCCGGCCGAAGUGGACAAGCACGUUGCUAUUUUGGAAUUGCUGAGCGAGAAAGUCCUAGCCGCCAUGGAAGAAAAAGAUAAUGAAGCCAAGAGGGCGCGCACCGUCCGCUACGAGUACCACCGUGACGUUGAGCAAGUCCAAAGUUGGAUAUGCCAGGCCGAGGGGCGUGUUCAAGAUCGCAAUCUCGAACCGCAAACUCUCAAGGAAUUCCUUCAGGAACUUCAAUGCGAAAUCGGUUUAAUUACCGAUCAAAUGGACCGGGUUUCACGCCACGGCCAACUCAUUUGCCAGCGGACACGAGAUGAACACGAGCAACAGUUGGUGCGGACCACGCUGUCCAACUUGACCGAUCAAUUGCAACAAGUUCGGUCUUGGCUCGAAGAGAAGAAGCUUCAGGUUGGAGAUUCGAUCGAUUCAUGGCAGCGAUUUUUGCAACUGCAUUCAUUGGUGAUUUCAUGGGUUGACGAAAAGAAAUGCUUCUUGACAGAGCCACUCCAUUUGACCAGUUUAGUCCAAGCUCGUCAAAAAUCCCAGGAUUACAACAUGGCCGUGAAAAGCUGCAAAGUGGCCACUAAAAAUGUCAGCGACAUGGGAAAAGAACUGUCCCGCAUCUCCCAAGUGUCGAGCGUCGGAGCACUGGCCGAUCAGAUGGCUGAAGCUGAGCAGAGCAAAACUGAAGUUGAAACGCAGUUGCAAGAAAGGAGUGCCUUACUUCUAGAGAUGACAGAGGAAUGGGAACAGUGCGAGAAGAAAUUAAAAGAUGUCAAGAGUUGGCUGGAGAAGGCCAGGCAGACCUUGGACUCACCGCUAAACAAGAAACGGCCCCUACGCGAUCAACUGUCGCUGAGGGAAAAAAUGCUGGGCGACGUCACCAUCCAAAAGACGAAAAUCAACAUGUCGAUCGAGAAAUUACAGGUGCAUUUCCGUUCGGGGGUCACUGGGUCACCGGAUGUUGUUCACAGCAGUACGGAGCUCAUCGAGCAGUUGGACGCCCUCAUGGUCGAAAUCAAUCAGCAAUGCAAAACGCUGGAAGCGGCCGUCAUUCAACUAGACCAACUACAACAGGAGAUCCAAGGACUGCGGGCGCAGGUAGUGCAGGUGGAUCAGCAAUUGCGUUUGGUAUCCAGCCCAGCAUACUCACCACUGGAUCGGGACAAGGCUUUGGCCGAACAAAACGUGUUUCGGGAGCGCUUGAAGGCAUUGCAGUCCCACCUAUGCGCCGUUUGCCAGCAAAUCCAACAACUGCGAAUGCGUAUGACUGAAAUCGACCCCUACUUCACUCUGGCGGAUGACGGAAUCGAACGCUCCCUGAUGGCAGCCGCUGCCGACUGGCAAUCCCGUGCACCGAUGGAACCUAGCCACCGCCACCCCGCCCCGCUUCCUAUCCCUCAGACCUCCACCGAUGUUCAAUCGAUCCCUCCACCCCGCUGCGAUGACGUCCAAUCCCCUGUUAGGGAAACUAUCAGCACCUCGACCUCCGCAGCGGCCCUUAAAAGUUCCGGCCUACUGACGCUUGACAAAUUCUCAUACGCCGACAUUGCUGCUGGAAGACGGAGUCCAAGUGUCUCUCGUCAGACGACGUUCGAAAGCAAUGCCGAGCUGGUCGAAACAGUUGCGGCUAGUGAUCAUCAACCCGACAAAGUCGAACCAGCUGCAGCGCAACUGACUCAAAUCGAAGACGAAAUUAUUGUGCCUCACAUUCAAGAAGUUCAUCCUGGCCGCUCACGCUGGGAACAGCAACAGCAAGAAAAACUUGUCCAAUCAGACGACUCAGUUGCCGAACCGAAACAUCCCAGUCGAAGUGAAAUACGCCGGCGUGCAGCUGGAAACAAACCCAAACGGCCAGUUGAUGCGAAGGAAUCGACGAUCCAUGGCAGUCAAGAACGCCAUCCUCCCAUAACUCCGGUUGGAUCAGUUGAUAUUCAACCUCAAGAGGAGACGAUCGUUGAAGAGAUCAAAAUGGCAGAAGAAUCCGCUCCAGUCAAAGAAACGGGCACCCGGCCCAAGGUGGCCUCAACUCCGCAUCGCAGUCCGUCUAAUUUGUCACCUCCCGCCGAAUCUGAGAAGAGAUCUCGUAGUCCCUUAUGGUUGCCCGGCUCGGGUGGUCCGUCGUACGCCGACAUUUUGCGCGGGCACUACAUCUCUCAUCAGCGUGGGAUGUCUGGCAUUGUCGAUAUUCCUCAACAGCAACAGCAAAAACAGGAACAGCUUCGACGUUUUGGCGGUGAGAGUAUCGACGAUACCAACGUAACGGAGGAGGUUGUUGUUCCAGUUGAAGAGCACCUUACUACUCAACCCACGGUUUUACCUGAAGUGACUGAAGAAGUCAGCGCUCCAGUUGAAGUUGAAGCUCCAGCUCAACCGACUACCGUGGAUGCCGGCUGGAUUUCACACCAUCAUUCAGUCUUUGUCCAGCCAAUCGAACAUCAGCAACAACGACAGGUAGAAUAUCCGACGUCCUUGUAUCAUCAGCCGAGUAAUCUAUCUUUUGAGACUCAGUACGCAUCCGCACCGGAUGCCGAAGCUGUUUUUGCAGCUAAUUUUGAUAUGAUGGCUCUUCAACAUGCUUAUGCUCAGCUGGCUAUGCCGAGCAACUACCCCAUGCCGGCUUUUCCCGUCCAGGAGACAGUCAACCCUCCUCAGAACUUUGAGUUUAAUAUAGAAGAACCAAGGCAGGAUUACGUGAUGACGUCUACUCCGACUCCGACUGCUCCGCAGCUUGUCGAACCGCCCCAAGCAGUCCCAACGGUUUCGACCCCACAAAUCAUUGAAGAGCCUGUUGAAGUCACUAAACCCGUCGUCCCAAGUGCAACCAAAUUGUCGUAUGCACAGAUUUUAGCAGCUGGACUUCAGGUGCCAACUGAAUCAUCACAACGAAGAGAUUCAUCUGGAUCAACAUCCGGACACACCUCGUAUUCGCCUCGUCCGGCACCCAAAUCAUCGCCAAAUGUUUCCGACAAGACAACGACCGAUUCCGCUCCAAGUCCAUCCCGACUUUCGGCACCGGAAAGAGGCGUUUCUGAGCCCCGAGAGCCCCGAAGUCGUCAACGCUUAUCGAAAAAUUCGAAAUCUAAAAGUUUCGAUGUACGCGAGAAAGAACCUUCAAAGCCGAAAACGCCACAAGGCUCUACUUCUAAGCUGGCGUCUCUCCCUGGCCGUUCGAUGGAAGGUAAACAUCGACAAAAGAAAAAGCCGCACAACGAAAGUUUCUCCGAGGACAAGCAGUGGACACCUGUCUCAGUUCAAGUCUCACCUCCCGUCACGGAAACGUUGGCGGCUCCACAACCCGAAGUAGGGCGCAGUAAAUCACCCGGAGGUAAUCCUACAACAUCGGAGCCUGAAAUGACGAAAGCUAUGAUGACAUUUUAUGGAAUCAGCUCUGAAGAUAUUGAACAAUUGAUCAGCAGCCGUUCGCACGACUCCGACAGCGAUGUGGAAGUGGCUGGAGUUGAGGCAAAUCCCGAAAAGAAAAAGAAACAAGUUCAGAAAAAGAAGAAGAGGAAGUCGUCCAAGAUUCCUGAUGAAGACGAAAUCGAAAAAGCUCUUCGCGAAAUCUCUGAAUUAGAGAAGAAUAAACGAUCGAAAAUGAGACGCACUUAUUCGCACGAAAUCAAGAGCUCAGUGCCCGAAGUUGUCGAGCCCAAGCCUCAAGAAAUUCCGGCCGUUAAUCUGCUGGAAGUGCCAGAGGUUAAGAAAAGAGACAAGAAAUUAAAGAAAGCCGCUUCUGUAAGCGGUGCACAUCCCGACAAGUCGAGUCUCAAACCCGAAAAAUCUCCUCUGACAGAAUCCAGCACUGGGGUUGAUUCGGCCACGUCCAGUUCCGGAUCAUCUGAUCCUUCUACUCACAAGCAACGACGUGAUCGAAUUAAACGAGGAAAAGCGGUCAGUUUCAACGAUGAAAGCACAGUCAAAUCUGAACCUGCUGCGGUGGUUGAAAUUCAACCGAAAACGGAAGCGAUCCUCCCAGCAUCAGUUGAACCUGAGCCGACAUGUACACCUGUUGAGCCGGCUCAAGAAAAUGAAGCCGAAUUUCUCGUACUUGACUCACAAGGGCUUGAAAGCGUUUGUCAACUGGUGACUGAUGUGGAAACCAUGAUGGAAGAUGCUAUGAGCGACGAUAUCGUCGUCUUGGAAACGGAGAAUUUUGCUCCGUCAAGUCCCGGACCUGUUGAAGGACACAGAACACUGGACCCGCAAAUAUUGGAAGAUGUUUUUACCGAAACAGCUGCUGUUUUUGAAUCGCAUGUUUGCCCCGAAAUAUACGAAGAGGAAGACGAAUGUCAAGAACUGGUCGAAGAACAAGUGAAAGAAGAAGAACCUGUCGCUAUUCCUUGUCCUGAACCGUCAGCCACCGCAGAAAUAGUAACGAAAGAAAAUCAACCAUCUAAAGGCCUAUUGGGACCGAUACUAGUGGCCGAAGAGAACAAAGAUGAUAAGAUCGCCACCGAAAUGACAGAAGAGCUCCCUCUCGGCAGUCAACCAGCUGCCGCCAUGACUCUUCUGCCGCUCGAAGUUCGAGUCACUCUUCGGAAAAUUUCAGCCACCAGUACCGUCCCAUUUCAGCCGGAAGAAAUCCAACUGCGUAUGGAAGACUACAGAAACCAGCCACUUCAGGCGACCGAAUCCAUCGAUAUCGAACCAGCUCAAUUGGAAAUUACUGCGGCAAUGGUAUUCAAUCACGGCGGUGUAGAAACAGUCGAGGAACUGGAACAAAACAUUGAAAGUCCUGUUGACAAUGCGGAGGUUGCCGGAACUGACGCUCUCACUUGUAUAUCCGCCAUAGCGCAUUUGCAACCAGUGGAAUUGGCUGAAACUGAACAACUUCCGAUGCUUGCUCGCCAGGUCUCAUUGGCCGAAGAAGAAUUCGCUGAUGAAUCCGAACUGAGUUUGCCCGUUUCUACUACCCCAAUUCCAGCCAUGCUGGAACGCGAAGAGGAGACGCUCAUUUCAGCGACAACGGAAGAGCCGCCAACUACAAAAGUUUGCGCCCAAGUGGAAGAGCAAGAGUUACCUAGUCAAGAACAGAUGGUGGGCAUUGUUGAAGCUCUUCUUAAAGAACCGGAAAUUAAUUUACCGGAACCUGUCGUUGAAUUACCUACCGCUGUCAAAUUCACCGUCCCAGUGGAAGCGUUACCGACUGUGACUUCUCCAGUAGAAAGUACAAAGAAAUUACCUCCGGAUUCGACACCAGCCGGAAGUUCUCAUCCAGUAAAAAUAUCAGUACCAUUGUUAACAGAGACACCACCGGAAGUAAGUUCGGUGAGCUCGCCUGGUAGCGAUUACAAAGCCCCAACGAGUCCAUUUGGUUUUGAUGACGCAGAUCACGUAGUUUUGUCACCACAGUGGAUGCGCCAGCGGUCGCCGCUUGGCCGCACUUUCAGUCUGGAUCCUCGUAGUCUCUCGACGAUUCCGAAAUCAGCGCCCUUUUCACCGCUAGUUAAAGCUCACAGCACCGACUUGUCUGAAUCCUACGGCACUGAAGAACAGAAAGCUGCUGCAGCUGCCAAGAAUCUGGAAGAAGGUUCAAAAUCUGAAUCGCAAACAGGAGGCGAAGCUGACGACGAAGAUGUCGAAGUCUAUUGGCGUCUUCGGGAAAAGAAGAAGAAGAAGAAGAGGCGUAAUCCAAUUGCCGCCGUGACACCAGGUGGACCAAGGUUCUCCGAAUCGUCCUCCGAUGCCUUGUCUAUGGCUGAACAUGGACCCAUGAGUCCGUUGAGCGUAGCAUCCGACUUGCCAGUCUCAGAAUCGACAUUGACUUCCGACGAUGAACAUCGAACCAAAUGCACGCAAGAUGACGGAUUCCAAUCCGGAAUUUCAACUCCGAUUUUACUGUCGGUUGCUUCGCCUGAUUCAGAGUUACGUGAAACGACACCCACGGAACUCACAGCUGAAACAGAAUCCAUUGCGGAAAGCAUUCAGGAAACUUUGACCAAUCAAUCGAUCGCAUCCGACGUCACUCCAUCUGCAGAAGAAAUAGAUUCGUCAUCCGAGCCAACUAUUAGAGAAGAAGAAUUGGUGCAAUCAGUCGAGGAGAUCAAACCAGAAGUGAUUGAAAUUCCUAUUUUAGCUGGACCUUGUCUCUUAUUUACUCCCGAAAUUCCUAGCGAAUCAAUUCCGCAGGGUACGCCCAAAACAGAAGAAACACCAGCUGUUGAAACACAAAUGUUUGAAUAUUCCGCUCCAGUAUUCGAAGAGUCGACGGUGUCUUUAGAGCUUCCUAGCGAAAGUUUAGUAAAAACCAUUGAAGUAGAAUCAAGCAGCGUACCAUCAGCGACUUCCUGGGCAAAUUUGGUAGCAACUGGCAAACCGAAAAUCAGCGAACCGACACCGGAACCUGAACAGAUUCCGAAACCUCCUCGACCUCUUCCCACUUUGAUUGUCGUUGGCGAAGAAGAACAUCACGAAGUUCCUUGCGAUCCGGAAGGAUACCAUAUCGGCCGGAAAGAGAGAAAAUGGAGGAAAUGGCGCUCAUCUCAGUCCGAGUCGCAAGACGUUGCGUCCGAUGCGGAAACUGUUGAAACAACAUCAGAGGCCCCUCUUCCUUCUACAUCUGAACUGUCAGUUGAGGAAUGUGUAGUGGCUGUCAAACAAGUUCCUCCUCCAUCACCUGCUGGCAACAGCAGCUCAGAGUCGGAAGAAGAAACGUCCGAACAAAUUCGAGUCGUCGUGAAACCCAAAGUUCAGAAAGUAGCUAAAUCAAUUCGUGAAUUGGAACAGAGAAAACGACGCUCUCGUCUUUCAGAGUCUGAGCAGGAAGUACUGGAAUUGGCCGAAGCUAUUGCUGAGAACAGACAAAUUCCUUGCCAUCGAUCGCAGCAUGAUGAUAAUCUCAGAAAUAUUUACCUCGAUUCCUGGCCUAAACAUUCAACAACUUCGCUGGACAAUUCUGAAAAACUGUUGUGGAUCUUCCAGCAGUCAGCAGCACAGACUUCUAUUCCGGAAAAUACUGAGUCGCAAUCAAUUGUGGUUGAGCCAGUUACAGUCAGCGAACUGAGUAAAGAAGUCAAAGAACACGUCAAAGAGGUUGAAAAUGAAGCCGUUCCGGAGCAAGUGACUUCUGAAGCUAAGGAAAUCCUUCCACAAGUUGAAGAUCUUGAGAAACAAAUAGUGCUGUCUGCCGCACCAACAGUGGAAGAGGUUCCCUCAACUGAGAACGAAGCAGUCGCUCCCACACAACUUGAACACAUUGAAGAGGUUCACGCAGUUGAGCCAGUCGUUACGCAGGAUAAAAUAGAGGAAACUGCUCCACAAGUGGAGGAGCAACAAACAGUUCAACCUGACGAUGCCCAUCCGUCAGUUCCUAGCUGGGCUACUGUAGUUGCAACUAGCAAACCUGUAAUCACAGAGUCAAAAGAAGAAGUUGUUGAGGAACCUGCCCGUCCCAAACGUCCCCUGCCCACUUUGAUCGUCGUUGGAGAAAGUGAGGGACUGCCAGUUGCAGCUGAAACCGAUCCUGAUUCGUUUACUGAAUUCGUUGGCCGUAACGAACGCCGCCGUAGGAAGUGGCGAUCAUCGCAAUCAGAAUCUCAAGACUAUGCAACAGACGAAGAAACGCAUAUCGAACCCCUUGUCGUCAAAGAAGAGCCUGAACAGCAGCCAAUCGACCCCGCAUGCGUUGAGCCCACUGUACAAUGUGCAGUUACAUCCGAAGUAGUAGAAGUGGCAAAGGAAAAGACCUCUUCUUCUGACGAAGAAGAGGUCCAUGACGUCCAUCCAGCCCGCCCUAAGGAGCGUAAAACUAAAACACCGAAAGUUUCAAUUCCGUUGAAAGAGGCAGAGCAAAGACGACGAAGAGCAAGGCUUUCUGAAUCAGAAAGAGAAUCUUUGGAGUUGGCAGAAGCUAUUGAACGUGGAGAAGCCAUUCCUUCACUUACAGCAGCUCCCCAAACUGCGGGAAAACUUUGUGUUACCUUGGAACAAUCAUCGCAGACUAUUGAAGAACCUAUUCCCGAAACCCAGGAAAUAGAAGCCGCCAAAGAAAUUGAACCGACUGAAAAUGACCCAAGUCAAAAGCUGGAAGGAAUUGAAGAUGCUGCAGCUCCGGCACCAGCGAUGGAAGACCCUCAGAUUGCUCCCUCAAUUGAGGUUGAAAUUAUCGCUAAGACUGAACCAAUCGCUAUUGAGGAAAAGAUGCCUGAAAUUGAGGAAAGUGCUCCGAAAGUUGAGGACUUGGAACAACAAAUAGUGCAAUCUGAAGAGUCCAGUCAUCCGUCGGUUCUUAGCUGGGCUACUGUAGUUGCAACCAGCAAACCUGUAAUCACAGAGCAAAAGGAAGAAGUUGUUGAGGAACCUGCCCGUCCUAAGCGUCCUCUGCCCACUUUGAUUGUUGUUGGAGAAAGUGAGGGGCUGCCAGCUUCUGCUGAAACCGAUCCUGAUUCGUUCACUGAAUUCGUUGGCCGUAACGAGCGUCGUCGUAGGAAAUGGCGAUCAUCGCAAUCAGAAUCUCAAGACUAUACAACAGACGAAGAAACGCAUAUCGAACCCCUUGUCGUCAAAGAAGAGCCUGAGCAGCAGCCAAUCGAAUGUAAACCUGUUGAAUGUGAACCCCCUGUGCAAUCUGCCGAUGCAAAUCUACCUCUUCCAGUCGAGCUAGUAAAGGAAAAAGAUUCGGAUGAAGAAGAGGUCCAUGAUGUCCAUCCAUCCCGCCCUAAGGAGCGUAAAACUAAAACACCGAAAGUUUCUAUUCCGUUGAAAGAGACAGAGCAAAGAAGACGAAAGGCAAGGCUUUCUGAAUCAGAAAGGGAAUCACUAGAGUUGGCUGAAGCUAUUGAGCAUGGAGAUGGUUAUCCACUGCUUCAUCACGACCUCCAUGCUGAUUCAUGGCCAAAAGAUUCAUCAGCAGCUCUCCAAAAUUCUGAAAAGCUUUGGGUUAUCUUGCAACAAUCAUCACAGAAAAUUGAAGAAACUGUCCCAGAAAUUGAAACCAUCAAGGAAAUCGAACCUACUGAGAGCGAGUUCAGUCAAAAGUCGGAUACGUUUGAAGAUGCCUCAGUUCCGGCACCGACUGUGGAAGAGAUUACCUUAAUUGAGGCGGAAGCAGUCGCUGAGCCUGAUGUCAAUGUUGGGCAUAAAGAAAUCCCUUCGACAGAAAUUGAACACAUUGAAGAGGUUCAGACCGAACCAGCCGCUAUUCAGGAGAAGAUGCCUGAAGUUGAGCAAUCUGCUCCACAAAUUGAGGACUUGGAACAACAAAUAGUGCAGUCAGAAGAGCCGAUCGUACCGCAAGGUAAAAUAGAAGAAACUGCUCCACAAGUUGAGGAGCAACAAUCAGUCCAACACGACGAUGCUCAUCCGUCGGUGCUUAGCUGGGCUACUGUAGUUGCAACUAGCAAACCUGUAAUCACGGAGUCAAAAGAAGAAGUUGUUGAGGAACCUGCCCGUCCCAAACGUCCCCUGCCCACUUUGAUUGUCGUUGGAGAAACUGAGGGGCUGCCAGCUGCUGCUGAAACCGAUCCUGAUUCGUUCACUGAAUUUGUUGGCCGUAAUGAACGCCGUCGUAGGAAAUGGCGAUCAUCGCAAUCAGAAUCUCAAGACUAUGCAACAGACGAAGAACCUCAUGUUGAGCCGAUUUCUUUGGUUGUCGAAGUAAAGCCCGAGCAACAAUCAGUCGAACCCAUUGAACCCGAAGUUCAAUGUGCUAGCAAAGUUACAUUUGCACCAGCGAAGGUGAUGAUAGAAACCGAUUCAGAUGAAGAAGAGGUCCAAUCAGCCCGUCCUAAGGAGCGUAAAGCUAAAACAGCCAAAGUUUCGAUUCCGUUGAAAGAGACGGAACAAAGAAGACGACGAGCGAGACUUUCUGAAUCUGAAAAAGAAUCGCUAGACUUGGCGGAGGUCAUUGAACAUGGAGAGGCCACCCCGCAGCUCUACUACGAUUUAUUUGCUGAUUCAUGGCCUCAUCCUUUCUUCGUUUUCCUUCGUGACGCUGAAAGUCGCUGGAAGGAACAGGAUGCUAGUAGACAGGCAGCUCAAGUUCAACUGCCUCCAGUCCAGGAAUCGAUCCAGCAAUUAACUCAAGAUCCACAAGAACUUGUUUCAGUUCAAGAUUCAACCCCAGAACAACCAACUGCACAAGAUUCAGCAAAAUUACCGCAAGAAGAAAAAUCUGCCGGUCCUUCGGAAGAAUCAUGUGAUCAAACAGAUCAGGUCCCCGAAAUUUCUGGUUGGGUCAUUAAGGAAAGCCCCGAAAAAGUCGUACCGGUGGUGGCAAAACCACUUUCAUGGGCUGCCAUGGUUGCACUCUCCAAAUCUUCAUCAAUCCCGGCGGAAAAAGCUCCCGAACCAGUCGAACAGAUUGCGCCCCGUCCGCACAAAACCCCAGUCUUUGUAGUCUAUAGCGAAGAACCGCAACAUCCAGAGCCGAUCAGCAGCGACGAUCCUGACGGUUUUCACGAAUGCGUCAGUCGUAAAGAAAAGCGCAGACGCAAGUGGCGUUCAUCUCAGUCAGAAUCACAAGAUGCCGAUAUCGUAGCCGAAGCAGAAGCAGUUAAUAUCCCCGAGUCAGCCCCUGUUAUUGAGCCCUCCCAACUUUCUGAUGUUAACGUGGAAGCGGAAGUAGUCAGCUCUCAGCAGCCAGAACUUCACGAAAAACCGGAUAGUAAAUCGAAACGGGCCGUCGUUAAAGUUGAAAAACAAACGAAAGAGGUUGAACGUAAACGAGCCAAGCGUCUAUCCGAAUCGGAAAGGGAAGCUCUUCAGCUGGCCGAAGCCAUUGAGAGCGGUCAGGAUGUUACCAACAAAUGCCCCGUCGUCGUUGAUGAUUAUUGGCCCGACAAGUUGAUGUACAGCGACAUUGAGAAAUCGUGGCAAGAGAGUUUAAGUGUUUCCGCUGACCGAUUAGAUGAUAAGAAUUUGAAAUCAAGUCGCGAUGGUCGAACACCCGAUUCCGAUCCCAAAGGUCCCUCCACUCCUCAACCCCCCUCCUCCGACGAUUCCUCCGACAGUAGUAGUAGAUUACCAACAACACAGAACCUCGACAACAUCCAUCUGCCUGGUGAUCGGGCCAUCUUUUCGGAUGAAAGCACUUACCUCAGUGAAUCUCAAGAAGAUCAACAACAAAACGACUACCAGGCUAUAACCACCGAUCUUGAUGAAAUGUUGGCUCAACUGCAACAAGUGGAAAAGGAUCUUCUUCAAUUCAAUUCCCAGCAAAUCAAAGACCGUCUGCCGCUGAUUGAAGCCGUUAUGGAAUCCCUUGAGGAAAUGGAACCUCGAUUGAUAGACGUGGACAAUAAGACUAAAAAUUUGACAGCCGAAGAUCCUGAAUUAGAUUCCCUCCGCGCUGCUGUAGCAAGUCUUAGGGCUCGCCACAUCACAUUGGAAUCUCAAGCUUGUCGAUACAAACAAAAGCUAGAAGAUAUGGCUGAAGCGCAAAGCAAUGAAAAUGAUGCCCCCAAACAGGAUGUUGCCGAACCUAAAAGCAGUGAAAAUGAUGCCCCCAAACAGGACGUUAUUGAAGUUAAAAGCAAUGAAAAUGAUGACCUCCAAAGAUAUCAGGCACUUCUUUCAGAUCUCGAUGACUGGGUCAGCUCUACUCAUGGCCAAUUGAGGGCAGAAUUACCCAAAUUCACCUCGGUCAGUGCCGUCCUGAAAGAAAUGGAUUCGAGCAAGCGAUUGGAACAGGAUAUAACGAAGCGCAACGAGCAGCUGGAGGAUUUGAUGAAACGGUGCGGAACGCUGCAGCACUCGGUGGCCGAGACGGAACCACUGGCGACGCAGCUCUACGAUCAUUUGUGCGUUCUGCAACGUAGCUUUGCAGAGGCAGGCGCCCAGUUGCACAACCGACUGCUUCUCCUGCAGGCAUGUCUGGUCGAGCUUGAGGAGAAAGAAGUCUGUGUCGACAUUAUUCCCAGUCCCGACCCCCUACAAGAUGAUACGGCCGUCAUUGCUGAUGACACGCCAAACGCGACUUCUGCCCGCCAAGUACUUCUAAAUGAUCCUAUCGAACCCAUAUCAGUAACGGCUGACGAAUGCCCGAUAAAUAAGGACGAUGACAAGUUAGUCACGCAGUCCGUCGUGCAAAAGACCAUUCGAGUCAUUCGACGAACUGUCCUGCAAAAUGGCAGGGAGAUAUCUGUGGAGGAACAAGUAGAAGAAGAACCAGCCGGUGGAACGGUUCCAUUGGCUGUUGAGACGAAAUUGAUCCCUCCCAAACGCGGGUACUUCCGGAUACCCUCGCCUUUCGGUAUCGUCGAGGAGCCCAACUAUCAGGAUGAGCAACACGUUCAAAAAGAUGAUAAAGGCACUGUCGAGAUUACUGACAUAACAGAUCAAUAUGACGACCGAGAAGCCUCAAGUUCGGGCCCGCCGAUGGACCAAUUCAUUGAAAUUCACGAGGUUCUCGAUGAUCACCAAAUCACUGAACAGCCGGAGAGCUCACAAAAAGUCAUAGAAGUUUUUAGUCCAAACGAGGACGUGACGCCUCAGAGCCAAUCGCGCACAGUCUUUGAGACACUUCAUGAGCAGGAAGAGGAACCGGAACACGACGAGAGUACUGAAAUUGACUCUGUUGAAACUCAGAUGGAAGUAAAAGUAAGUGAUGAACCCAGCAAUAUCCUCGAUGAAAAAGAAUCUGAGCAAACACCGCAAGUCGAACCUGAACUUACGGACGAGUUCCAACAAUCGAACGAGGAAGUCACUUUCCAGAUGGUAAUUGAGGUACAACAGCAACCCGCAGAAGUAUUGGAAGAAGGUCUCAUUAAAGAACCGGAUAACCAAACAAGUAGCGAGCCUACCACGGAAGCAGUACAACCAGCCGAACCUGAACUUAAAGGAGAAUUCAAAGAAAUUGAAAAUAAAAUCGAACCUGAAAUAGUAACUCAGGUACCAGAGGAUACCGUGGAGACUUUCUAUGAAGAACUCGCUAAAGUCCCCGAGGCUGUUAAGGAGACAAGUGGUGAGCUUGUAGUAGCAGAUGAAGCGCAACCAAGAGUCGAGACAGAAUCUCCAAUUACAGAAGAAGCACCGCAAAGCCAGCCGGAAGUUACAGAUGGACUCCAAGAAUCGGAGAUCAUUUCCCAAGUUCUAACUGAGGUACAAGAUGAGCCCAAAGUAGAGUCUACAAUAGAACUUGAUGUUGAUGUGCGCAACGAGCCUGCUGUUGAACGUGAAGAACAACUUUUACUUGAAGAAGUCAAUCAAGAGAAAACUGUAGCUGAUCCUCAAGAAAAACAAAUAGCCGAGCUGAACACGGAAUCGAAACAAGAAUCCGCAACAGAGUUGGAAAAAAGUCCCGAUUCUGCUGAAUGCCAAACAGAAACAAUUAAAUUGGUUAUCGAUUCUCCGAUUGAGCCUACACCCGAAAUCUGCAAAGAACCAUGCGAGGAACCACUAGAGGUACAGAUCCUGCAAUAUCUCGAAGGACAGAUCCUGCAACAACUCGAACUUCCUGAAAUUGUUCCCAAAACAGAUCCGGAAUGUGAAACCAAAGCGGAGGAAACACCAGUUUCUGCUCAACAAAUUCAAGCAUCUACUGAGCCUGAAAGCCAAACAAAAGUUGAACUUAAACAGUCAAAUGUCUCUGAAGAAAAUGCAAAAAUGGUUAAAGCAUCGCCCGGUUCCAUACCGUCCUCAUUAGGAGACGAAAGCGAGUCUGAGGUUGACAAUAUGGACUGGAACGUCUCACCUGACGAUGAACGCCAAUUUGACGAAUACUUUAAGGAUGAAAGGCCUUCCUCUGCCGCUUCUGAUUCAUCAACUUCUACCGACACUACUCAUCUCGAAUCGGUUUUAGGUGAACCCAUUGAAGAUCUUGAAGCUUCCAUUUCUCCAGUGACGGACACGCCUGAUACCUCUAGAGACACGCCAACCCAAGAAACAAUGUCUUCCGAAGUAGCAGCUGUUGAAGAAAUUGAAGCAGAAAAAGAAGUAAGCUGCCAAACAACAAUUGAAAGUUGCCAAGAAACUAGUGGUAAAAUUGAAGAAACCGUUCAAUUACCUGAAACUAAAGAAAGCAGCUCUGAAGAUGAAGUAGAAGAAAUAGCGCCGGUUCCAAUCGAAGCUGAAGAAGAAUUUAUUGUCGUCGAAGAAAUUUUACAACAAAUUCUAGAACCAAGUGACGUGGCUGUUAACAAGGAUUUUGAAACGGAAAAAGUUGUUGCUUCCGAAGAAAAAAUGCCGAUUGAAUUGGCAAAGCAGCUCAGUCAACAGUUGGUCGACGAAGUCCUUAAGGCAGUGGAAUCUCAUCCAUCGCUGGAGAGCAUGAUCCAUGAAAAUGUGAUCCAAACUUCACCGACAGACCCAAGUUCAUCAUCUGAAAACGACCAAGAAUCUUCUUCAAGUGAAGACGAAAGCGGCUGGUGGGUGGUCGGCUCUCCAGAAAGAAAAGAGAAAACAACAGAAGAACCUUUUGAAAUUGUUGAAAAAGGCGAAGUUACUGAACUGGCACCGAAUGAAACUGAACCACAAUUGGACGAAGUCGUUUUGUCGACUACACCAGAAAAUCAGUUGGCUAAAACUGUUGAAGAAUUGAUCGUUCCAUCCGAUUCGGAUGUGCUUCAAGAGACAAUCUCAAAAUCAGUUAAAACGGAAUCGUCGACUAACGUGACUAUCAUCAGAGUAGGCUACGAGCCCCCCAACGAAGAUCAACAGUUCGUUGAAACAUUAUCGAUUGAAUCCGUGAAAGACGACGUCGGAGAUUUGACUGUGAACGAAGUGCAACAAGUGGCUGAGACACCGUCAAUUGAAUUCCCACCAGACGAAACAUCCGGUACAAUGGACGAAGAGGAACUUGUUUCUGUAUCUCCCACAAUUGACUCUGAGAAAAUUAUAGAAAUGGGCGAGAAAAUCUUGGAAGCCCUUCCCGGUAUCGUUGAACAGUUGUCCAACAUUGAAACGCUGAUUGAAGACGACGAAAAAGACGUCGGUGCCGUGCUGGAACGUUCGCAAUCACAAGAAGAAGAAUCAACAAAAGAAAAAGGCGACGAAUGGAACACGCUAACCGAACAUCGGGAAUUGGUGGCUCCGACGUUGGGUGAAAACACCACCGGACCUCCUAUAGACGACAGCCAGCUAAUGGAAAAAGUUGCUCGAUUAGUCUCGGAUCGAGUGGCGAUGGGCCAAGAAGAAGCCCAACAAUUGGAGCUCAACACCGAAUGGCAGGAGAUUCAAGAUCUACUUGUCAAUCGGCUAUCGGAUCAGUUGAGACAAGGUGCCAACUCUUCGACACAGACUUCCAGCGUCCGCUACUUGGCGACGACGACCCAAGUCACUGUGGAUGAAUCUGUUGAAGAGCGUAAAGUGAAACUUAACGAUAACUUGGCUGCGCUCAAGACAGCUGUUCAGCGCAGAGAAGUGGUUGUUAUUCAACGGAUUGUCAUCACCAUCGUCCGAACAGUCACCGAAUGGUUGGAGACAAUCGAGUACCGAGUCUACACCAUCAAGCAGACGAAGAGCAUGGAGCGGCGAACCGAACAAAUUCAAAGCCUUUGCGAGGAAGUUCGCGUCGUUGAAGAGACUCUCAACACCUUGGAAGAAAUCACAGAAAUGGCCGUCGAAGUGGUCAACGAAGAAACCAAAGUUUUGUUGCACAAGUGCGUCAAAUCGCUCAAGCAACAAAUGCAGUCGGUUAGCGAAGUGACGAAACGAAGUGAAGGGGAAAUCGAACACAUCCGGCGGCAGUGGUCGGAAUAUUUGGACCUGAUUAGCAGCGAAGAAGACCGCAUUAAAGACCUCAUGAAUCAACUGAAACAGUUGCAAUCAGCUGAGACACUGACCAGUCAAGAAAAACUUGUCCAGCUUGAAGAUAUCGAAACGGCAGUACAGGAGCGUCUUGAAGGUGUGACCCAGUUACUUCAUUCCGGACACGAUUUGGUGAAGGAAACUCCUUUCUAUCAAAUGCCAGAGAGCGCUUAUGCCCUGUUGGAUACCAUCAAAAUCAUUGAAGAGGCUGUACGGGACGAACGUAACGUCGUAUUACACAAAGCUGCCCUGACGGCCGAAUACCGGCAAACACUGCAAGAAUUCGCCGAAAUCGUCCGGCUCUCUGAAGCGCUGUCCGACAGCAAAUUGGCGGCCCGAAAUCUACCAGAAGCUUCGCAAGAACUGGAGAAACGACAACGAUUCCUAUUCUGCCUUAGCCACUUCCUGCAGGUCCUAGACACACUCGAACCUCAUCUCGACCGAGACACUCGUUCACUCUGCCAAGAGCUUCAUGCGGAGCUUGUCAUUCAUGCCGGAGCGAUAUUGGAUCGGGCUGUCAACCGACAGGAGAUUGUGGAAAUGAGUCUGGCAUCUUGGAAUCAUUUGGAACUGCAGUGGAACCAAGAGGACGAAUGGUUCCGACAGCUUCAAAUACCUGACACGUCAAAUGUCAGCAGCGAAGCAUUCAUUGAACUGGCUGAAUCUCUCAAGGACGUUAUGGAGUCGAUGGAACAUCAUCGAUCGGUGGCAGCUCAGUUGAUUGAAUCGACCAGAAAUUUAGACUGUUUGUUCUCCGACCCCGGAUUGGAGACAAAAUUUCAAGAAAGAAUUAUGCAAUUGCAAGAAAUGAUCAACGAUACUAGAUCCGCUUAUCGACGAUUAUUGCUAGCCGCCGAUCACUGGAAUCAAUUCCAAAAAUUCGCAUCGCACAUUGAUCCUUGGCUCAAAGAGGCGACUGUCCAACUACAGAUGCUAGUGAAUAAAGCUGAGCGAGGAAGAUUGAGCCACGAAGACUGCCUGCAAUAUUGGGUGGUAAGGGCUGAAGCUGAAGAAAAGCAACAAGAGUGGGAGCAAGCCAAAACGCAGUUGGACAGAGCCGUCGCAUUUGUCUCCAUCCUAGACGAAGAUGAAAGCCGCCGCUUCUGUUUGCAAAUUGACGAGUCAUGGAUUCAACUUGACCGUGAGUUGCAAGCUGUCGAGAAAGCUUUGCUGCAAGGACUAGCCCAGCAAGCGGACGUUCCGCUAGACGACCGCCUCAUUUGCAUCGAGUGUUCGCACGCUCGCAUUCAAAGUGCGCUGGACCAACUUCCCGUCAAGUACGGAAGUCCGGAAGAAACCACAACCCGCCGGAAGGAAUUACAAGCUUUGUACAAUUUCACCGAGUGGCAACUGAAAGAGAUAUCCGCUCUUGGGGCGUCGAACCCGCAUCUGGCGGCUGACCGUGCGGAACAUUUGGGAGUUUUGGCCAGAAGAACCAAGGAGAUGACGAACGCUAUUCAUCUGCGUUUGGAAAAAUUACGCCAAGUUCACCAGUGGAUGAUAUCUUUCCAGCGCUUGUACAGCGUCACCUCCCGGCGUCUCCAGGAGGUCUUCAUCUGCCUGCAAAAAGCGUCUAUUUAUAGAGAUCCCUUGUGGCUGGCUCAAGCAGCCCAGCUGUGCGAGGAAAGCGAACGUGAGCUUCAGUCGAUUGACGUCGAGGCGGGCAAGUUACAACGACACUUGGAAGUUUGCCCGAAAGAUGGCGUGACAGCCGCCGUAGACGAAAACAGCUUCGUCGAGUCGAUCCUGCAGCUGGACCAGUCACGACAACGGUCUCGUGAUCUAUUGCAACUUACACGGGUCUCCGUGGCCGAGCGACUGGAACGUUGGAAAUUAUUCGAGGAUUCAGUGAACCGCGUACUGUGUCUCAUCAAGCGGCUCAAAUAUGCACGUAACAUGGCCACAAUUAAAGGCUCUGCUGAUCUACAGCGCCUUCUCUCCGCUAAGCAAUCGAUAGAGACGAUACACGAGGAAUUGACGACCAACCAACAUCUAGUGAGCCAAGUUGGAUUGUUGGCCGAACCGUUUGAACCGCUAGCCGGCGAACGGGCAGCUGACGUGGGAGUGCAGUGGACAGAGUUGGAAUCAUCUUUGGAUCGUCUGUCUAAUUGUUACGGACAUGCGGCCGCCGACUGGAUGGGCAUCGAAGCCGAACUCGACGAUAUUCAACAAUGGUGUUUGCUUAAGUUAGAGUGGACCCAACACAGCGUCACACCUGGCGAGGAGGACGAAACCUUGGCACAAAUCCAGGCUAUCGGAGAGGAACUUUUAGUGCAGCAAGAACGUCUUGAACGUGGCAGAUUGGCGGCCAGUGAACUGGGUCGCGCUAUCGCCAUGAGUCCCGUCAUUAUGGACAAUUCCAUCUCGGUGGUGGGUGCGGAUGCCACUUCGGCUAGUAUGCCCGUCAGUUUGGCAUCAACAGCCGAACACGUCGCCCAGCAAUUACAGUUACUUCAGCAGUCCAUGAGCGUGCUGGCCGAUAUCGCCGAGAGACAAAGCAGCGCCGUCAGUAAUUGCAACGGCACAAUCCUCUCGGCGGAAAAGCUCAUCAACACCGCACGACAGACGUUAUGCACCGUGGAAGAGGACGCGGCUGGUGAGCGCAUCGAGGACCAGUUGGUUGUUUUGCGGGAUCAAUUGCUCCAACUGAGCCCCACCGAGCAGCAACUAAACAGCGCGCCAAUUAGCGAACAAUUGCCCGUUACCGUGGAAAUUCGGCCGCAGGCUGCCCUUUGCGCCACGACCUCAACCAUUCAAACUACUUUACAACAAUGGGAAAUCAUUUUCCAAAAGACUUUUUCAGAAUACGAGAGGCUAUUGAAUAAGUUACAGGAUCGCUGCGAUGAGUCGGCUACUGCACAAGUGUGGCGGGACCAUCUUGAUCAAGCUGAGAAAUACCUCAGCCGCUCGCUACCCGAUCAAUACCUGUCCACCUGCGAGGAUCGUGAUUUGUGCGAGCUGCACGAGAACUUGCUGAUUCGUCAUCAUUCGGUCUUCCAAUCGACUCAAUCAAGCAACGAGGCACGAGAAGUCCAAGGGGCUGAACCCACGGAAGAAGUCAUUGAGCCGAAAGUUGCGUGCAAUCUCCAGGGUUUGCACCAGGCUGUCUUAACACGCAUUCGCCUACGCCAUGCGGCCCUGAGUGACAGAGCUUUGGCAUGGGAACAGUAUCGUUCGUCGUUAUCAAAACUUUUGACGUGGCUGGACGCUGCCGAACGAGAGCGCAAGCACCUCGUCCUGCGCCAAAUCCAAGAACAUGGCCUACCGACAGCACUGCAUCGAGUCGAAGUUUUAUUGGAUAAGAUCGGCCAGGGACAAAGGAUCCAGGCCGAGCUCGACAGAGCUGCCCGUCAAUUGCUGGAAAAGCUCGGCGAUGAAGAAAGUGCCUCUACCGUUCGUGCGGAUUUGAAAUCAGCUGCCGCUCGUUUAACGGACCUCGAAGCUGGACUUUGUACGUGGCGUGAUUUCCUGCAGCGAGUGGCCCGCCUAUACCAAAACCUGGAAAAGGGAGUAGAAGGCAUCCGCCAACAACUGCAGUCAGUCCAAACUGAUUUGGUAGCCGACAACGAACUUCCAACUUCUCCUGAAGCUGCUGCGGAACUUCUUCAGCACUAUAGAGAACAAUUGCUUAUGGUACAAACCCUAUCUUCCGACGUUGAAAAGCAAGAAGUCGUUGCUGGAGAAAUCCGUUCGUGUGUCAACAUUCCCGACGCCAAACGCAUUUGGCAGCGUCUCGCAGCUCUUCAAAUCCGACGUUCAGAAACGGAAGAUCGCCUGAAUUCAUUGAUCCAAAUGCUGGAGGAACACCAAGACUGGCCCAAAGUCUUUGAAAUGCGAUAUGCUCGCUUCAUCAGCUGGGCAUCAACCAUGGAACAGCGUUUGUUGCACAAGCAGCGAGCGUUAGUGGACGAUAUGGUGCAGCGACUUUCUGGUCCCUUGCGGGAUGAGUUAUCGGCAAAAGAAUGCGAACAGCGCUGGUUGGUCGACCAAGGCCGGGAAUUGAGUCUCGUCUGCAGUAACCAAGAACGAAGAGACGAGAUUCUGAGCAAAGUUGCCAACGUGGAGGAGAUCUGGCGGAAAUUGAUGGAAACAUGGAAUCAAGAGUUGCAGCGACUGCGACAGCUCCCUACAGAUUUGGACGAACUCAACAACAGUCUAGCCGAAUUGGCCGUCUGGCUGGGUCAAGCUGAAGCUACCAUCAACGCCCCGCUGACUAUUUUGGCUUGCAAUCAAUCGGCCGUCGAGAGCCGGGUCGCCGAGCAUCGUGAUCUGGAGAAUUCAAUUGAACAAAAGAGAUCUAUUGUUGCGUCCGUCCUGAAUCUGUGCAAUACCUUCACUGCCAAUUACACCUUAUUGCACGGAUGGCUGGGUACGGAUCUAGAUGCGGUACAGUGCGCCACGCAAUCUCUACAGCGACGUUGGAAAUCCAUUUGUCAACUAGCCAGUGAAAGAUCUGCACUCUUGGAAUCAUUGUGGCCCGACUGGUCGGCCGUCCUCGAAUUGCACGGGCAAUUGGAUCAGACUAUGUCAUGUAUCGAACAAGCAACACCCAGCGACACUAGUGGAGCCACAUCUAUCCAGGAAGUGGAACAGUUGAGUGCUCUUUUAGAGAACCUUAUCCAGGAACUUCAUGCUCCGGUAACGCGCCAGAAGCUUGACCAACUCAAUGAACGAUACUGUAUCUUGGCUCGGGACGGGCGAGUUGACGCUGCCGGUGAAUUGCAGCAAAUUGUUGCCCGUCUAAACGCCCGAUGGAGAGAUCAAUCUGAUCGACUUUCCUCCCUCCUUCAUGCCGUUAGAGAUGCAUCCUCAUUGAUUCAUCACUGGCAGGGACUGCGAGACCGACUUUUGGUUUGGUGUUCACACUGUGAAGUUCAGGUGCAACAGAUCGAGAACAAUGCCCUGACUGGAGAGACUGAUGCCGUAGAAGUUCUGAGGCAAUUAUCGGAAGAUUUGCAAGUUUUGGAGAAUGCGAGAGCCGAAAUAAGAGAACUAGGCCGUGCUCUCAUUAAGCAAGGAACAGUUGAUAUGCAACCACAACUGGAAGAGUACCUGCAAACCGAGGAUGAAGUCUUGCUGAAGAUGGCCCAGAUGCAAGUUCGACUGGCUCAAAAAGAACAAGACCAGCAGCAAUUAUCAGCUGUUGCGGCCAGCAUAAUAUUGGGCGCCGAAAAUAUUAGUCUCUCCGACUCCGGAAUAUACAGCUACCCGAUGGAAAAAGAAGCUCUCCAAGGAGCAGUUCCGUCUAUUCUCGACGAUAGUGCCAUCAGUUUAUCGGCUCCGGACGGUCGGAAGCUUUCCGUUUCCGUUGAAACUGCCAGAGCUGCGUCUCCUUCAAAAGUCCCACCAUCUAAGCCUAUCGAAGAGACUCAAGUAGCAGCGACGGGAGCCAAACAGCGCACCUACGCCGAUGUGGCGAAAACGGCGGUCGUUUCUUCUCCGUAUCAGAGAUCCACUCCACCUCCGGUUUCCGUCAAAUCUGACACGCAACGACACCUGGAAUUGGCUCUUGACGAGUGGAGGCAAAGAUUGGCUCGUCUGGAUCACUCGAUCAAAACAUCCAUCAGUACUGAACCGUCCACCGACGCCGCCAACGAAAUCGCCCGAAUGGUUGCCACCUGCCGGUCGUCACAUGACUUAACCCAACAUCUGUGUAACCGCCUCGUCACUGAAUCACCGACUAACGAAUCUCGACUGGAAGCGCUGACCCGACAAACGAUGGUCCUGCAAGAAGAAUUCCAGCAGCUUGAAAUGCUGGCCAAAUCGAAGGAGCGCAACUUGCGAGAUGAAAGCCCUGUUUUGGGACCGUCAAUUAGCGGGCAUGCGCUAGCAUCGCCACGCUCCUCGUCCACUGCUGUCGGUGGGAAAUCAACUUCAUGUCCCCUGUGUUCCAGGAAAACAUGGGCUCAACAAGAGCAGGAUCUUUGGCGACUGGAAAGAUGGCUGGAGCACGCAGAAAAUCAAUUCCGUACUCACGAACGCAUUCCGACUAACAUGGAACAACUGGAAGAUACCGUCCAAGACUUCCGAGAACUGUCACUCGACUUGGAUAGUCACAAAAACAUUGUCAUGUCGCUAAAUAUCGUCGUCAACCACGUCGCUGAACACGCCGUAACCGCCGAUCAGCGAGCUGCCGAUCGUCUUCGAAGUCGAUUGGCCGCGGCCAAUAGCCGUUGGGAUGCUGUGUGCAAGUCGGCAGCUCGCAUCCAAGCCAGACUUCAAUCAUCUCUCAUGCAGAACGAAGAAUAUCACCGUACCAUUCGUGACCUCGUCACUUGGUUGGAAAGAACGGAAACGGAUAUCCAAGGCGCCGAACCCAUCGACCUGACCGUGGGCACUAAACAGCUGAAGGCCCAGCUGACGAAAUUCCAGGAUUUAUACGCCCAACUGAGUCAAUUUGAACCACGCGUGACGUCUAUGCGGGAAAUUGCCGACCAAGUUUUCGCUCAGUCGGUUGAAGCGGACAGUGCGCAACUCAGAUCCAAAUUGGCCGUCUUGAACGAUCGUUUGACCUCCUUGCUAAAGAUCUGUGCUCAGUACAAGCAAUUACUGGACGGAGCAUUGCGUAACCGGGGAGCUUCCGUCUCGCCGUCCACUCCAUCCGGAUUGAACUUAAGCGGAAUGUCGUCUCCUGGCAAGUCACCGCGCCCUUCCAUCGUUGUUUUACCAUCACAUGAGUCACCAAGUCGGGCGUCAUCUCCGAGAGUUCCCCGCGCCUCGUCCAUGGACGAGCGUACAUUUACCAGCACAGUUCAUUCCAAUUUUGCUGUUGCGACUGCUUCAGCCCUAACGCCGGAACGGGAGGAAUCAAGUGGAAAUGCUGCUGCUGCGGCUGCCGUGGACACGAGCGUAUUGCAGCGCGGUUAUCGCUUCUUCGGACGAGUAAUCCGCACGGCGCUGCCCAUUCAGGCCGUGAUGCUUCUGGUUCUGGGCGUCGCUUCCCUGGUACCAAGUAACAACUCUUGUAUGGAUGCCAACACGUUCGUCGAUUCGCUCGAGUUCGUUCUCGGCUAUCCGGACGGGGCACCGCCUACUUAAACAAAACAAAAAACCACGCCUUUGCAAAUCUCCCAAGUUUCCUCUCUAUCCUGUUCACUCCCACUCCCCCUUUUGAUUUAGAAGUUGCUAUAUCCGAUGUCUUUGAUGAUGAUGAAAGGAAGUUCAAUGCCGGUGCUACCCUCCACAAAAUUGACAAAUUACUGAAUGAGGGAAAGAGACUUCAUAUUUAUCUAAAGACGACCGUCAAAGAAAAUGUUGCCAAAAUUUGAAGAAGAAAUUAUUGUCAUUGCGCUUUAAAAAGAAGGAACGAAAUCAGAGGUGGAGGCCAUCUACCAUUUCCCCAGAUCGCGAAUGUAUUGUUUGUUUGUUUUUGGCGUGGUAAUGAGAGAGAAAUUUGUAAACAAAAAAAAUAACGGUGAUAGACAUUUUCGUUUAAAAAAAUUCGUGUCGCGUUUCUGGGGGUAGAAAAGUAAAUGUAAGAAAAGAGAAAAUUAACUAACACAAUGCUGCCGGCGCUUUAAUAUUAGUACGUCUUCAACCGCACACACGUGAAAGGAAAAUUUGCAAAAUUCUGAUAAUGGGCCCUUAUCAAUUCGGUUGUGCUGUGUGUGUGCGUGUGUGUUUUUUUUUUCCAUGUCAGGAAUUGAGAAGUUAUUCAUCGCUAAUCCGGCCAUAUCAAAAUUCUAAUAUUUCUUUCGAGGAAAAGAUGAAACGAAACUUGUCACUCGGCGGAGUGGAACACGCCGUUUGCCGACUUUUGUUUUGUUGUUUUCCGAUACAAUUUAUUGAGAUCUUUAAAGACAUUAACAGAGAUUUCAAAUUUGCCCGUGUUCUACGGUUCUGUUUCUUUAUACCCACCAUGAAACCCAUAUGUGCUCUUAAUGAUGCUACAUGCUAGUUACAAGCUAUUACUCUCGGUUCUCUCUUAUAGACUCUGCCUCUAGUCUCUUCGAUGUAAUCCCUCUUUUCAUGGUUUUCUUUUUACCAGAUUUAACUUUGGUUUUGUUUUCCUUUUCUCACUGUACGCCUAACCUCAAAAAGACAUUUAUCUCUUUUCAAAUGUAAGAAAAACUGUUGUUUUUUGUUUCAUUAUUAUCAAAUCCUUUUUUUUCUGAAUCAGCAGCUAGCCCCAAACCCAGCAUGUCUAUUGUUACAUAAUGUAUCGCCUGACACGUCGUAAUACUUAUUAUUGGCCGCGGGACAUUGAUUUUUCUUGUGGGAAAUAUUGCGGACGCCGGUUAGGCCACCGCCGACGUUGCAUUCAUUUUGACUGUUCUUUCGCAUGUAAUAAGGAAGGAAAAAAAGGAAGUGAUGUUGAAUACACGUUGAUUUAUUCAUUAUAA